Molecule: messenger RNA, 76040 nt
Organism: Mercenaria mercenaria
Lineage: Eukaryota; Metazoa; Mollusca; Bivalvia; Venerida; Veneridae
Product: titin-like
Exons: 273
Coding region: 140-74638 (24832 amino acids)
Biological process (GO): protein phosphorylation
Molecular function (GO): protein binding; protein kinase activity; ATP binding
Source: RefSeq, a predicted model, not a curated record
GUUAAGUUGACAUUUCAAAGUGGUGGCACAGGAAUGUAUGUUUUCGAAAACAAUUUGGAAAUAAAGGUGACAAAUAUAUAUUAUGGAGUAAUUAAAACACAAUAGGAGAACGGAAUACUGCUUAAGGAAGCCAUAGGAGAUGGCUUAUCAACAAAGAGAGAUGCAGUAUCCACCAAGGGACAUGAGUUACUCCCAGAGAGACUUGAAUUACCCAUCACGUGAGCCAGGGUACCCACCAAGAGAGAAUGCAUACCAGCAGCAACCACAACACGCUUACCCGUCACCCAAUCUGUCACAACGUAGCCAGAGGACUGAGCACUCACAGUCACAGAAAAGUACCCGCAGUCGGGCUUCCAUGCGCAGUUCAAAUGGGAUGCCUGACAUGGAAUCACGAAGUUUGGAAGCCUCACAUAUCCUGGAUCAGCUACAGAAAGAGAUUGUUUUCUUGACGGGUGGCCGAGACAGACAAGGGGGACCACUCCUAAUCUUUCCUCCACACAGAGAUGAAUAUUUCAUGCCAAAUGACAUCACAGCAUGUUUGAAAUAUCUCUAUCAAAUACCCAGUGAGGAGUCAAAACGUCGAGGUUUUACAGCUAUCAUUGACAGCCGAGAUGGUUCAUGGUCAAACUUGGUUACAGUGCUUGGAUGUCUUAAGCAAUCAUUAGGUGACUACCUGAAACAAGUACUUGUACUCAGGACUGACGGAAUGGGACAACGACAGGCCAGCAGCAGUAGCUUUCGUCGAGACAGAGGACCAAACAUUGAGCCACAGUUCAUCAAUCUGAAUCGCCUGUACACGUACGUAGAUCGUAACCAACUGAUCGGCAGUAUGAGCGGAACUUUGAUGUAUCACCAUACAUACUGGCUCCAAAAUAGACUGGACUUGGAAAAAUUUCUACGAGAAGCUCGUGCAGUAGCCUCACAUUUAGAUACAUCAGAAUCCGAAAUAGGUUUCCAGCAGCGGAACCAGGGACCAGACUCACCCAUAAGUCCUGUGGAAGCUCUUCGUAAACAUAGAUUCUUCCAGGAAUCCAUCCUGUCAGUGCCAAACAAGAUCCUUGGUCAAGGCCAGGACUUGCUACAGAAGUUACAGCAAUACAGUGAUGUAGCAAUGAGAGGUGAGGAGUCUGUGACCACGCUAGAUAACCUCGAGGCCCAGAAGCAAGUGAAACGGAUGUUACAGUACAUAGAAAGUCGGGUUGACAAGAUCAGAAUAUACCUAGAGAACAGAGACAGAUCGUUAAAUGUUGAUGUACAGAGAGAUACAGUGCAGAGAGAAAUUAGACAGGUUGUUGAUUGGAUAUUGGGUCCCGGGGAGAAGUUGUUAGCCUCGCAGUCAGAUAUCGGAGACUCGUAUGAGACUGCUGAAGUUUUGAGAAAAAGACACGAGGAAUUGGAAAUCAAAUGCACAGAUACAUAUGGUCAUUACGCAGAACUCCGUCAUCGGGCAGAGGAUUUAUUUGAUGGACAAGCCCAGUACUCAGACGAUAUUCGUGCACAGAGAGAUUAUAUGGACACAGUCUGUAGAAGCUUUGCAAGUCGUUUAGAGAGACGGAGAACCCUUCUAAUCACAUCAGUUCGAUUCCAUAGAUUAACAGAAGAGUUUUCGAGGAAGUUAGAUGACCUGUUAGAGAUAUUAUACAAUGAUAAGGAAGCUGAUACUGUAGAGGCAGCGAAGGAAGCUCUCGCACUGUUGAAAGAGAAAGUUGAUGCUAUAGAUUUAUCAGCAAGUCGAGCAAUGCAGGAUGGACACAGCCUGUUGGAUGAAAUGUCUCGACCAAUCAAAAAUGCUUUUGGAAAAGACAUAUCCCCAGAUUAUGACAGUCAAAUCAAACAUGUUAACCAGCGUCUGGAAGAGUUACAGGAGAGAAAAAUGCGAUGUGAUGAUCUUGCUGAAGUUAGAAAAUUAAAAUUGCAGCAAAUGUUACAGCUACGCAGCUGUGAAAAUGAUGCAGAGCAGGCAAUCAGUUGGAUAGUAGAGCUGUGUGAUGUGAUGUUGAAGACACAGACACACAUAGGACAGUCCCCACAGGAGAUUGAUAGUUUACAGGAGGAGCAUAAACAAGUGGAGACAACCGCAGGGGGUACAUAUGAAUAUGGCAAGCAGUUGGUACAGGCAGCCCUAGUACUGCGACGAUCAUUGAGAAUGGAAAUUGAACCCAAUACCAUUCUUGCGCAUAGGCUAGAGGAAGCCUGGAAACGGUUCUCGAUGGGGAACAAUGAACGUGCCAACCGACUGAAUGUAGCUUCAAUGUUCCUUGCUCAGUCAGAAAAGUUGUUGGAACGAGUAGAACAGUUAAUGGUGGUUGUUGCACAGACAUUAACAGGUGAUAUCUCAGUGCGAGAUGCUCUGGCUAGGUACAGUCCGGAAAAAGGAGACGUGGAGCGUGAAGUUCAGGAUACAGGAAGAAUGGGACGAGCUCUGCUGGAAAGACUUGCCCUGCCAGUUAUUGUCAUUGACGGGGCAGGGAUAGAACACACUGUAUGGCCAGACAGUUUGGAGAAAAAACUGAGUUCCGAGGAUCAGAGUGCAUCAGAAACUAUAAAUAAUCGUCUGCGGAAAAUGGAUCAUAAAAUGUCCGAAUUGGACAGAUACUGGUCAGAAAUGGAGAAAACUGGCCAACCACCGUCUGUCACUCCAAAAAUAUCAAAGUCAGCAGCAUAUCAAUCUCUUCCAUUAGAUAAAGGUCAAAGGUCAGCAACCUUGCCUAGCAGGUCACAAUCACAAAGAGGUCAGAAAUCUCAGACUCUUCCAGCUAGGUCGUCUUUAGGGCAACCAGGACGUGUAGGCAGCUUUAAUAAACAAGACAUUCCAAAACGAAUAAGAAAGGGACCAAUUUCGAAACAUGAUAGUUUAAGACGUAGAACAGUGGAAAUGCAACAAAAUCAAGGUCAGAGGUCAAGGCCAAGUGAUCAAGCAGAUGCAGCUUUGACCAAUGGCCAUUCUGUAGGUCAGGAACAAAAUAAAACAAACAAUAUUCCUGGUUCUCAGUCGCAGCCACAUGUUAGUCAGUCAUAUUAUCCCAAAUCAGAAGACUUUUCUCGACACAUUCCACCAGCAAGUUAUUCAUAUAAAAUCCCCUCUAGUGAACAGUCUUAUACCCAACCUCAGCCAAUGGAGGUUAACUGGGCGCCUUCACCUCAACCGGAAAUAAAUUAUUCAUACACAGUGCCUUCUGCACAACAGUCUGUUACACAACCACAACCUAUGGAAUAUUACCCGGAACAGUUACAACUGGAACAAAGUCGUGUUCAAGCUGCAGUUGAAGAACAAAUUCUUCCUGACAUUAACAGAUCAGUGCAUUCGCAAUACCAACCGGAUUCUCAGUGGGAUUCUUUGCGAUCGGAGUCACCAAGACAAUAUCAACCUGAAGUGUCAAAUUCAUUAAAAUCAUUACCUGAACAAGAAAGAAAACAGAAUUCUAUGUCUUCUGAAUCAGAAUCGGAAGCGUCAAAACGUUCAGCCGCGUAUAUGAUUCCGGAUACUUUACCGGUUUCUAAAAGUCGGCCAGAUGUAUCAAAGCGUGAAAUACCACCAAAAGUUGAUAUUCUGCCAAAAUUCCACUUAUCAAGACGAGCUGACAGUCCACCAAAAAGUUUUCAGGAGUUGUUGACGAAAUUUCAAACCGGCGAAACCGAAUCAAAACCAGUUGAAAAUAAGGAUAAAGAAGCAGUUCAGAAAGAGAUCAGUCAAGCCCUUAAGUCUCGUGCUAAAUAUCUCGAUGAUGAGUUGAAAGUUUCAGACAAGGAACAAAAAUCUGAUCUUCAAACGGAGAUGGAAGAGUGUGGAGAAUGGAUUCGAGUGCGUGUGCACCAAAUGGAACCUGACCUGAUGGAGGUCGGCUCCAAUCUAGAGGAAGCUCUCCAAUUACAGACUGAACAUGACCAAUUAUUGUCCAAACUACAGGCUAAAGAAGAAGAGAUUAAACAACUCCUGUCGCGAGCAGAUAGUUACGCCGCAGAGAACCGGUCCGAGGCCGUUGUAUACUCUGCGAUGUCGGACACUCUCGCUGAAGCGUGGAGGGAUCUCAACGACAAAUUACAAUAUAGACGACAAUUGUUAACUGAUAGCGUCACAUUCCACCAGAAAGCCAGAAUUUUCGAAUCCCAGAUGGAGCAAGCCCAGAAUCGGUUUGCCAGCCUGCCAUUGGCUACAGACGUGGAAUCAGCACGCAGACAGUUACAUCAACAUCAAGAGAUCAAACAAGACAUACUCGAAGCAUCGAAAUCCACCCUUGAUUUAGGACACGCCCUGCUUGAUCGAAUCAAGGAAAUGGGAAUGCAUGCAGACUUUACGAACAGACACGCAACAACAUCCGCGUGUUAUGGUAUUGAACAUCUACUCGAAAUGCUACAAGACAGAAGACGAAGGCUUGAGGAUCUAUGGGAAGCACGCAGAAUUCGCCUUGAACAAUCACUACAGCUGUUCCAGCUUGACCAAGAAGUAAACAAGGUAUUAACAUGGUACAGGACCACAGGACAUGCACAGCUUCACAGAACAGACUUGGGAGACUCUUACCAGUCUGCCAAAAUGAUCCAAGCCGACCACCAAAGAUUUGAACAACAAGCAAGAGACAUCCAAGAUACUGUGUUACGACUGGUCCGUAACGCUGACCAGCUCUUACGUCGAACAUCACUUGAUGCUGAGGGCGUGCGACAGCGUUUACUGGAAGUCGACACAGAAUGUGAGAACUUCAUGAUCAAAAUAGACUCUCGCAGAAAGAACAUCACAAUGGCUGUGUCGUUCUUCGACCAGUCAGAAACGGCUCUAACAAAGUUAAGCGAGAUUGAAGUCCAACUUAACACCACGGACUUACCCAGGAACAGCGCAGAACUUGCAGAUCGCCAUUCUCAGUUGUCUAACGUCAUAGUAGAGGUAUCUACGGCAGCACAGACCGAGGGUCGUCUCCUACUUGAGAGGGUCAGUAGGGACGAUUCCGGCGCUGAUGGCGUCAGACACAGGAUGCAGCAGCUGCAGCAUCGCUGUUCCGAACUCGAGUCCCUCUGUAAGGCCAGACGAGCUGAGGCCUGGGAACGUAGCCAGACAUAUCUACACUUCCAGGAAUCCUACUCAAGUAUACAAACAUGGAUGACACAGAUUAUCCAGUCAACACUGAGUCGUCAUAGCGACAUGGGCACAACCCUUACAGAGGCGGCAGAUUUCUUACAAGUACAUGAACAAUUAGAAGAAGACAUUAGAGACAAGAAUGCGGAAUUACAGACCUUAUCUGAGGCGGCAAUGUCGAUGGUCAAGUCAGGGGACCAGGAGGCAAACUCUGCCAUGGAGAAGGUUGAACAUCUAACACAACAAAUCACACGCAUUCAUCGUGUCAUAGAAGUCCGCAUCAGACUUUGUCUCAUAUAUGUCUCUUUCCAAAGGCUCGUCCAACAGAACUCUAACUGUAUGAGGAGCCUUGAACACACCCUGAGAUCGGACACAGAAAAUUUACAGGAUCUCACCGAUACUGCUGUUCAGCAGACUGAAGAAGUUUGGUCCGAGGUCGAAACAACAUUCCGUGACCUCGACGACAAAGGCAGAGAAUUCUUACAAAAUUCAUCCACCAUUACAGAUGAUUCAUCAUUACAAAUUCGCCGCACUAUUCAAACGGUUGAGUCCAUUUUAAUGGACACCCGCGAUCAUAUGACAUUCUUAACUACACAGUGGGAAUCAUGGCAGACCCACGUGUCUACGAGCCGCCAGUUCAAAACACAGUGGCAUCAGUUCAUCCAAGAUGCCAGAAAGAGCAUAGACUGGGUUAUGGCCGUAGAAAAGGAACAAUUUGAGCCCUAUUUAUCGGGUUACCUUGGAAACUCCCUCGAGGAAGCUCAGCAACUUCAAAGCAAACUUCAAGAUUUUGAGCCGGUAGCACAGAAGGCCCAAGCAGAAAUUGAGGAACAUUUGAAGACAGCUGAGCUGUUGUCCCUGAAGGGGGACACUAGGGGCCAAAAGGAACAAAUUGUGAAUGAACUGGUUAAAGUUCAUCAAAGAUUCCAAGCUAGAAUCCAUGAAUACCAAAUAUUGUUGAAAAUGACUAUACAGUUCUUUAGGAACUUAGAUCAGCUGGACAAGCUGAUAGAGAAAACAGAACAUGAAUACAUGGAAUCAGAAUUACCAAGUGAUCUAAACAGAGCAGAGAAUAUGCUUGAGGAACAUAAGAGAAAGAAACAAGAAAUCUCCCAUCUGAUAAACUACACCGCAGAGGAGGGAGAGAAAAUAGUUGUCAGAGUUAGACAAACUGAUGCAGAGGCAGUAGCUAAAGACGAUGUCCAGCGAGUUCUUGGUGCCACUGAUGAAUACAAACAUCGCUGGAAUAACACAUGGGAGGAGCAAGAACGUCGUUUGAGACAAAACCUACAGAUCUGUCAAUUCAACUUUGAUCUCAGACAGAUCCAUUCAGAAAUUGAUGAGUUACAUCAUCACCUACAAGCAAGACGUGGUAGCUAUGGCAACUCCUUGCCAGCUGCCAAAAUGACAUCACAAGCUUUCAAGCAGUUUGAAAUGACUGUUGAGUUGAUUGAGAAGAAGAUUCAAAACUUUACAACCACGGCAGAAUUGAUGGUCCAGGACGAGCAUUACGACUCUGUCCACAUCCGCCGUGAAAUUGACAUGCUCAAUACAAAAUGGACAACAUUCCAUACCAGUGUGAACGACUACAGGGAUAUGUUGGAUACAUCCAUAGAAUACUUUAAACUUAUUGAAGAGUCCGAACAAUGGAUGACUGAAGGAAACAAUUUGUUAGUUACACUCAGUCAGAAAGCCAAUCAGUGCCAAUCCCCCGAUGAGGCAAAUGAACUAAUCAAACCUGUAAAUAGAUUUGUAGAGGAGGGUAAACCAUUACAAGACGAGAGGUUGAGACAGGUCUCAGAAUUAGCAGUGCAGCUAUAUGGAGAUGAUGGUCCAAGCCGUGUACACAAUAUACAUGUACAGUAUCAAGAUUUAAUGCAGAACUUCCAGCAGGCAGACAACGAGAUCUCAAGGCUCAAACAUAAUCUUGAGCAAGGACAGCAGCCUGCUGUAGAAGAGUUUGUUCCUAUGGAAGUAACUGUGACAGCAGAGGCACCACCCAAACCACCAAGAAUUACACAACAUCUCAAGAACGCUGAAGUCAUGGAGGGAACUAAGGUGGUGUUUGAAUGCCACAUAGAGUCAGAAACUACAUUUGAGGUAAGAUGGUUCAAGGACAGUUUACCACUGAACAGUCCAGACUAUGAGACAAGGAUGGACAUCAAUGUAGCUACACUCACCAUCGAAGAAACAUUCUCUGAGGACACGGCCAGGUACACGGUCCGUGUGAGAAACGCUGCCGGAGAGGCCGAGUCAUCAGCCUAUCUACACGUCAAAGAAACCCACCAGCAAAUUGUGCCACCAGAAUUUGCUAAAAACUUAAAAUCUGUUGAUGCUUUAGAGGGAAGCCCAUUUGCAUUUGAAUGUCACAUAAUGGGCAUCCCUUCUCCAACAAUAAGUUGGUACAAAGACGAAAUAAACAUUGACAAUUCUCCCGAAUACGUCAUAACUAAGAUAAACGGCACAUGCUGUCUCAAGAUUAAGAGGGUAACACGGGAACACAGUGCCCGUUACACAUGCAGAGCAAUAAAUCCUGGAGGCGAGGCCGCUUCGUCUGCACGUCUGACAGUUAUUCCUGCUCAGACUCCAGUUAUUCAGCAACCGCUCAAGGAUAUUGUGGCACCAGAGGGAAAGCCAAUCAGAAUAGAGAUUGUAUUCUCUGCUAGUCCCGCCCCUCAGGUCACAUGGUACAGAGGUCCAGAGAAAAUUGUCCCAUCAAAUCUAUACACUAUUACCAUAGAAACAACAAGAUCAGUUCUUGAAAUUACUGAAGCAUAUCCAGAAGACUCUGGUGAUUACUCUGUGGUUAUAAGAAACCCGCUCGGAGAGGCAAGGAGCGGCUGUACCAUUACGAUUGAAAGCUUCUACUCAAGUGCUGCUCCUAGUACAACUUUACCCAGCGAAACCCGACCAGUUGAGGAUGUAUCAGUUGCCUCCCUUGAGGAACCAGUGCCUCCAACAUUUACCCAGCAACUUUUGCCAAGCAGGGAAGUUAUGGAGGGAAGUCGUGUACGUCUCGACUGUGUUCUUAUUGGCAACCCUGAACCAGAGGUUAUCUGGUUCCAUAAUGAUAAACCAGUGAAAGAAUCGUCAGAUAUACAGCUUCUGUUUGAGGGAGAUCGCUGUACUCUGGUGAUCAGAGAAGCUUACCUUGAGGAUGCCGGAAACUACAAAGUAUCUGCAAAGAAUGAACACGGCAAUGCUGACAGUACCUGCAGGCUGCAUGUUGAACCAUUGAGUGAACUCAGUGAUGCUUCAAUAAGCCAGGAAAUCUCUGCACCCAAAUUCACCCAGUUGCUAAGAGAUGUAAACACACAACAAGGUCAGCGAGUGACCUUACAGUGCAGAGUUCAAGGUCAUCCACUACCAAGUGUUCAAUGGUACAAGGACAACAGACCACUGGAGUCCAGCGCAGACUUCCAGGUUACUGCAUUUGCUGAUGUACACAAUCUGACAAUCCCAGAAGUCUUUGUUGAAGAUGGUGGAAACUAUAUGGUCAAGGCCACCAACAAAGCCGGCGAGGCAAAAUGUUAUGCCAAGCUGACCGUGAAGCCAGCCCCUCCCUCGCAAGAACUGAAGAGUGUAGAGGUCAGACGCACAACAACAGAAUUGACUCACUCCCCACCCGAGUUCUUGAAACUGUUCCAGGACAAGGUGGUGAGAGCUGGAGAUAAAGUGACAUUGGACUGUAUCAUUGUGGGAAGUCCCAAACCAAAGGUAACAUGGUUUGUCAACGGUGAACCAGUCGUAUCCCAGGACUACCAGAUCAGCAUGGAGGGAGAUCACUACUUGCUACAUAUACCAGAAGUGUUCGACGAAGAUGCCGGAAGAUUCUCUGUCACGGCAGAAAACCCAUCUGGUAAAGCAACAUGUUCCGGUAUGCUUCAUGUGGAGGAACCGAUGUCUACAGAAAUGGCACCGGUUGUACAGAGUAGGACAUUUGAAUCAAAGAGAGCUGGAAUGUACUCUUCCACUGAAACAUUGACGACCACUGAGACACGUAUCUCUCGCCGUUCAGUCACAGAGGUGCGCACCGAGGGUCAGGCAUACGUUCCCUCAAAAGAAGAUUAUUCCACAACACUUGUAACAGACGUAAAACCCAAAUAUGACAUUGAAGAAAUCAAGGCGCAGGAACGCUUUGCUACAACUAUAACAACUGAUAUGCAACCGAAAUACCAGCCGGUUGAUUUGACUAUAUCUGUUCCGAUACCGCCCAAAUUCUUGCAAGCACUGAAGAAUGUUACAACUAUGGAAGGAACCAAAGUCACAUUUGAAGGGGUUGUAACAGGAAAACCCGAGCCACAUAUCAAAUGGUUCAAAGAAGGCAAGGAUUUGACUGAUGGUCCUGACUUUGAGAUUUCAUACAGAGACGGGCGCGUUAGUCUGAUGAUCCCGGAGGCUUUCCCAGAGGAUACUGGGAAAUAUACAUGCAAGGCAACAAAUAUCGGAGGCCAGGCUUCAAGUACAGCAGAACUUAUUGUUAGAGCCUCAGUGAUUCCGCCAUCUUUCACUGAGAGACUUUAUGACAUAUCCAUCAAGGAGGGAGAACCUGUCAGGUUAACUGUCAGAGUGGCAGGUCACCCCGCCCCCGAGGUCACAUGGUACAGAGAAGGCCAGCAAUUGGUCAGCUCUCCUGACUUUGAAAUUAUCCAGGAGGGUGACAUUCACUCCCUUUGCAUACCAGAGGUAUUCUAUGAAGAUGCUGGCAAAUUUACAGUAAAGGCUCAAAACCCAGGUGGCCAGGCACAAGUCUCUGCCAACCUUGUCGUUCAAGCUUUGCCUAAGAUUGAACAAGAGGAACUGAAACCAGUCAGUGAAGCUCGUGAAAUGUUUGAGCCCAGCCGGGCACCAGGUGUUCGCACAGCACCGAAAAGACCAACAGACGAAGAGCCGCUUUUCAAAGUCUCUAAAAUACAGAAACCUGCAGAAGCACCGAAACCAGAAAAAUUCACUGAUAAGGUCCAAAUGGAAAUUGUGGACCAAAGACCUAUACCAGAAUACCAAAAGAAAAUUCCGCUGUACGGAAUUCCAGUUGAGGAACCGGAAAUGAAACCAGAAAAGAAGAUUAAGACAUCGGCAGAAAUGCGUCUGCCGAAAUUCGGUGUCCCAGUUGAAGGACAGGUAGCACCACCAACAAAACAGACUAUUUAUCUGAAAGAAAAACCAAGAUUUACAAAACCACUAAGAGACACAAAGGUCAAGGAAGGUGAAAAGGUCAAACUUGAAGUGGCCUUCAAAGGUCAACCGGAACCUAUUGUUAAAUGGUACAGAGAUGAUUCUGAAAUUCAAAGCUCGACUGACUUUGAAAUUUCUUACAGUGAUGAAGGAACAUCACUGUCUAUUGCUGAAGUAUUUCCAGAAGAUGAAGGAAGAUUCAAAUGUGUCAUCACAAAUGCCGACGGCUCAGCUACAUCAGAAGCUAACUUGGCUGUACUGCCUGCGAAGCCACCUGCUACGGCAGUCAAACCUCCAGUCUUUGAAGACUUUGUACCAGAAGUCGCCGGUCCUCGUGAAGAAAGGAUCCCAUCACCAAUUGAGGCUGUUAAACCAAUGUUUAUUGAGAGACUACAAACAACACGCCUUGUCGAAGAUACUAACAUCAUCCUAGAGAGUCAUGUCUCAGGCCAGCCAUUCCCAGAUGUGUACUGGACCAAGGAUGGGAAAAAAUUGUGGCCUGAUGCCAGACACAAGAUAUCUGUUGAUGAGCACACGGGAAGAUGCACGUUGAUCAUUUCCCACUGCCGACCAGAAGAUGCUGGAGAAUACGCAUGUAUAGCUGUCAAUCCAAUGGGUGAAACCAUUACUACAGCAACACUUCUUCCUGUAGAAAAGAAAGAACCACCGACUGCUCCACCAUUGCCGGCUUCCAUGCCGCCAACACUGCCAUUCGACCAGGAAGUUCUGCAGAGAGCACAACAGCCCAGGCGCACUGAAAAGGAGUUCUUUAUUCCACGCUCUAACCGAAUUCUUGAGAGCAACAUGGACUACAGAAUGUCGCAACAGGAAGAACCAGAGUAUCAACAAGUCAUGGAGGAGGAAGUCUCACCUAGAUUCCAGGUAUCUCAUUUCGAGGAUCGUUUACGUGAGGAGAUACAGUACCGGGAAGGUAAAGUCCGGUUUGCUAGCGAGACUGAGACAUCAGAGUAUGAUUCCGAAGUGCCAGAUGCCAGUGCACCGGAAUCCCCUCCACAGAUUGUUCAAACAAUGAAAGACUUUCACCUAAUAGAGGGCGCAGAUGCAACUUUCGUCUGCAGAAUUAUAGGCAAACCUAGACCAAAGGUUGCUUGGUAUAAAGAUGGCCACCGCGUCAAGCGCUCAAAUCGUUACGAAAUUAAGUACGAUAGAGAUGGCUUCUGCACGCUGCGUAUCCGCGUGGCUCUCCCCGAGGAUGCUGGUUACUACACAGUGCUUGCUGUCAAUGCUCACGGCAAAGACACCUGUUCUAGUCAAUUAAUUGUAGAGAGUGUUGGAAAUAUUGAUGCUACCUCAUACGUCCAACCAGAAACCCUUGACAGAAUGUUUAGAAAAGACUUAACUCGAGCACCUAGUGACCAAGAUGUAGGUGGUGUGUUCGAGUCCCAGCUCAAACCUCAGUUCAAGAUGAAACCCAAUGAUACUGAAGUUCGGGAGGGCCACACUGUCCGGUUCGACACACUGGUAACUGGACGUCCAGCACCAGAACUGACUUGGUUCUGCAAUGACCGCAAGGUUCACCCUGAUGACCACCACAAGAUGGUAGUGAAUGAAGACAGUGUACACUCACUGAUCAUCACCAAGGCAUCGCCACAUGACGCUGGUGUAUAUACAUGUCUUGCCACAAACAAAGCCGGAGAAAAUACAUUCAAUGUUAACCUGAGAGUUCUCGAACGUGAACAGAUGCAGCCUCCAAAGUUUGUGGAGAGAAUGCAGAAUUACACGAUCAAGGAAGGUCAAAGCGUGACCUUGACUGCACGUGCUGUUGGCACGCCAACCCCAAUGAUGAGCUGGCAGAAAAAUAACAAAAUGUUGACACCCAGCAAAGAUUACAAAAUUGAGAUAGACAGUGGCAGAGCUGUUCUAUAUAUAGAAGAUGCCAAGAAAAGUGAUGCUGCCUGGUUCCAGUGUACUGCUGUUAAUGUUGCUGGUUCCGCUAUGACAAAAGCUAAACUGGUUGUAACACCUGAAAUUGCAAAGAAAGAGGAACAAGUCCAGAAAUUUGUAGUACAGCCAAGACAAACCUCACCACAAUAUGAGAUACAGCCUGAAGGCUUUGUACAGGAGAUUUCCUAUGUUAAAGACGGAGAUAGUGCAGUUUUACGUCUUGUCAAGGAAGAAGAUCUUAGCAGCUCUCCACCCAGCUAUCUAUCCUCUGAUUCACCUGACCAGGCCUCACCUUAUUCUACCUUACCUCGCGGGGUUAAACCCCCGCCUCCGACUCCAGUGUGUGCCUCUGUUGAAGCCUCACCAGAAUUGCGCCGCAAAAGAAUGCCCUACCAGAGACUUGAGAGACCAGAACCUAUGGCUGUUCCCAUGGAAAUGGAAGUUGAGGAAGAGACCAAGGUACCAACUGUAGCUGAGGCUCGCGCUCGCUUCGAUACCACAGAUGCUGUUCCACCAAAGAAAGUAUCCAAGAUGGAAUUCAAGCCAGCUGGUCCACCAAAGGUUCCAGUUCCAGCUAAAGUUCCGUCAAAGCCGGAACCAGUACCAGAAAUUAUACCAAAGAGAAAGGUUCCACCAGUCCAGAGACCGGUACCAAGACCAGAACCACCUCGACCAGAACAACCAAGCAGGACAACCAAAAAGAGUCCCUCUCCAAGUUACGAGUUACAGCCAGAAGGGCCUGUACAACAGAUCAGUUAUGUGUCAGACACGGAAUGUGGCUAUGUGCGUGUCGUAUCAGAGGAGGAACUGGAUUACAGAAGACGUGAAGCACCAACCAGAGCAGAGCCACCAAAAGUGCCUGUAUCAGAAGAGGAAGAAAGAAAAAAGCAUGUCCCAUCAAAAGUUCCCCCUGCAAAAGCACCGAAACCAAAGAAGGCACCAUUUGUGCAGCCGGUUGUUAAGUUUCAACCGGAAGUACCGACAUCGGUUAGUGCACCAGAAACAAGUAGAACCGAGGCAAAAGUACAGCUUAAAGUGCCACCAGGGGUAAAACCGAAACCGAAAAGAAAAGCAGAUUCACCAGAAAGUCACUAUGAUAUCCAGGAAAAAGGCUAUGUACAGGAGAUCCAUUAUGUCUCUGAUACAGAGAUGGGAUCUCUCCGACUCGUUGGUCAUUCUACCGAGGAAGAGUCGUCAAGUCACUAUGACAUCCAAGAAAAAGGCUAUGUACAGGAGAUUCACUAUGUCUCCGAUACGGAGAGAGGAACUCUCCGACUCGUCAAUUAUUCUACAGAGGAGGAAUCUUCAAGAGCCGAAGACUUGUUUCCAAAAGUUGAGCCUCAAAUUCCUGCAUCCUUGGAAACCAAAUACAAGCUAUUCAGACCGCAGAAACCUCCAUCACCAAAAGAAAGACGUAGAGUACGGAAAACGCCUUCUCCUCCAAAAGAGAAAGUCACAAGCAAAUCUGAUACAGAGAUUAAAAAGCCUGGGCCUCCUGUAAGGCCUAAACCUGUACGCCCUAAGUGGAAGGCCCCGGAGACAAAAGGGGCCAAAUAUCACCCUGUUGCUUUUGAACCCAAACCUGACACAACGGUCACAACUGAAGUUCAAGUUCCUAUGACAAAACCCUUAACUGAACAACCAGAUACCAAGAAAACCCAUUUAGACUAUCUUGUUUCCAAACCCAAACCAUGGAAACCUGAAGUAGAACCAAAACUUGAUUGGCAAACUAAGUUUGAGGCACAAGUUCAAAAAACAAAAUUGGAAGUCUCCAUGGCCAAACCUGAGCCUAAGUUUGUGGUCACUCCUAAAGUUACACAAAAAACUGUGAAGGAAGUUCAGUUAGAGGUUAAAGAACCAGAAAUGCCAAAGCCUAAGUUCAAAGCUGAACCGAAGGUGACACAAAAAACUAAGAAAGAAAUUAAGUUAGAGGCUAAAAAACAAGAAAAACUGAAACCUAAGUUCAAAGUCGGACCUAAGGUGACACGAAAAACUGUAAAAGAAUUCGAGGUAGGUGCUGAACAACCAGAAGAAGAUGAGUAUAUAAUUACCUAUGAGGUUCCUGAAGAUGAAACCUUCCAACAGAGAGUGACAAAAAGAACACAUGAAACAUGGAGUCAAAAAACUAGUAAAUCUGAAAGUAAAAUAGUCAUUAUGUCUGGUACGUCUGACGAUUCUGACGCAGGCUAUUUCAAGAAAGCAGUUUCUAUAACAAAAUUACCCCCACCCACGCCUGAGAAAAUGAUAAUUGAUGGGGAUUUAUUUCCUAAGAAACCAAGGAAGUAUAAACGUGUCAGGGUUCGUAAGCACAAAAGCCGAAGGGUGAAAUACCAGCCUGUUCCCUAUGUCUCCAGGCCAACCAUUUUCUGGGUACCAGACAGAACAGAUGUUUUAAUGGCUGCUGAAGCCUGGGCCAGGGACGUUGACCAUGAAAGUGCCGUGCGUGAGUAUAUCAGACGUGAGGGUGAGGCACCAGCUCCCGAGGAUCUGUACCAUAAAUCGAAACAGUUGCCACCAAGGUUCAAGACUGAGAUAAAGAGUAUGAUCCACCUGAAAGAAAAUGAACCAAUCCACUUCGAGUGUAAACUGGUGCCCAUUGGCGACCCCCACAUGAAUGUGGAAUGGUUCAAGGAUGGACAACCAUUGCAGUAUGGCCACAGAUACAAGCCAAGUCAUGAGUUUGGAUUUGUCUCCCUGGACAUAUUAUACAUGUACCCAGAGGAUUCUGGUGUAUAUACAUGUAGGGCCACCAACAUGUACGGUACUACAGAAACAUCUAGUGAAGUCAUAUGUAGAGGUCGUAGAUCUAUCAUCAUGGACACACAGUUGCCUGGGGAAGGUGCAAUACGCCUGCAAGAAAUGGAGGAGGUCUGGAGAGGCCACACCCAUUUAGAAGAGCAGGAUAUUGAAGCACCCAAGAUGAAGAGCCCACCAAGCAUUGACCUGAAACCUGAACCUGUAGAGGUUCAAGAAGGCUUCCCAGCCAAAUUCCUGGUAAAGGUCAGUGGAUACCCACGACCCCGAGUCAACUGGUUCGUCAAUGGUUGCCUCAUUGUCAGUGGCACCAGAUACAAGGUUACAUAUGACGGCAUGAUGCAUUACCUGGAGAUACCUCGAGCACGUGACACAGAUAUAGGUCAAGUACGUGUUGUUGCACGUAACUGUGAAGGAGAGGCUGAGGCAUCUACCUCACUUAACGUUCUACCUCAUGACGACUGGAGAUCCAAACUGAGACAAGCUCCAAAAGGAGAUCUUCAAAUAGAGCUUGACAGGAGACAGAAGAUUGAGUUACGCAGACCACAGGUCAGCGAGUACAAACAGAUUGAGAAAGUUGGUGACAAGGAGAUAACUAUUACCAAGACAGACAGAGAAACUAUCAUUACAGAACAGCAAUAUAUUACAACACACCGAGAAUUACGACCGGUCAAACAACCAGAAGAGCGUGAAAUGCCAGCUCGUGUUGUACGUCCCGACAGACCGGAAAUUCAACUUGAGAUUCAGCAGGCCAGGAUGGUACCCAUCAUUCCAGAGGCUGCUGAACCCAAGAAAGGGGAACCAGUGGUGUCUGAGCAGCAAGUUCUACUUGAGCGUAGGGAACCACCUGUGUUUACCAAACCACUUAGACCAGCUCGUAUUACUGAAGGAAAACCAGUACAGAUGGAGGUCCACUUCAAGGGUUAUCCACCACCUUUGAUUACAUGGUACCGAGACAGCUUUGAGAUCCGUCCAUCACAUGACUUCCAGAUCGUAACCACGGAGACAACAAGCAAAUUGUCUAUACCAGAAGUGUUCCCAGAAGACACUGGUCUGUUCACAGUUAAAGCGUACAACAUGUAUGGCAUGGUACAGUGCAAGGCCAAGUUGACCGUCGUUGAAGAAGAAGAGCCGACCAAAGACAUACCUCCAGAGUUCCGUAACCUCAUCCGUGACAGCCAAGCUGUUGAAGGAGAACCGGCGACAUUUGACUGUAAUGUCACUGGAAAUCCUAAACCAAAAGUUCACUGGGAGAAGGACGGAAAACCAAUGGAUGAUAGUCCAAGGAUGAAAUUCAUUCACGAAGAUGACAAUUACACUAUGUUGAUUUAUGAAGUAAAACCUGAAGACGCAGGGGACUAUGCUUGUGUUGCCAUUAACAAUGUUGGCAAGGCAACCUGCACAGCCAGACUUUGUGUGGAAGUGCCCAUACAGUCACCAGAGCCCAUGGAGCCCCAGGAGAUCGAGCCCAAAGUGAGCCCACCACAAUGUAUCCAGGAGCCACAGAGCCUUGUCACAGAUGAAGGAGAACCUGUGACCUUCACAUGCAGGAUCCGAGGAUCUCCUCCUCCAGUUGUGACUUGGUACAGAAACAACCAGAUUGUGAAGCCGUCCAAGUACUUCCAUAUGGAGUCGACACCAGAUGGCGUACAUAGUCUCAGUAUCCUUGAGGCUUUCCCUGAGGACACUGGAACUUACAAAUGUGUGGCCAGGAACAAGGCUGGCGAAACUACAGUAACUUGUCAUCUCAAAGUUCAUGGUUUGGAAAGUGAACCAGAACAAGUUUCACCCAAGUCACAAGAGCAGCCGCCACAGAUUAUAAAGCCAAUCACUAACACCCUGGUUGUAGAGGGCAGCCCGGCUAAAUUUGUAGCCGAGUACAGUGGAGAACCUCAGCCACAAGUCACAUGGCUCAGAAAUGCUCUACAGGUUUUACAGGAGACUAGAGAUAUCAAGAUUGUGACAACAAGAACAUCAACAACAUUGACAAUAAAACAGGCUUUCCCAGAAGAUUCUGGUUUGAUCACCUGUAGACUGAAGAACAAACUCGGCAUGACUGAAUGUUCAGCUGAACUUUACGUCCAAGAUGCCCAGCAAGCCAAACUUUUGGAGGAACGUUACAAGACCACUAUAGAGCGAUCGCCACCAGAGUUUGUCAAACCUUUACCAGCAGUACGUGAAAUACAGCCAGGAGAAACUACCAGACUGGAAGCUACUGUAGCCGCCCAGCCACCACCUAAACGUUACACGUGGACAUUCAAGGGUAAGGAAGUGAGACCGUCUGACAGAGUGAGGAUUGUACGUGAGGCCAACACCAUCAUACUGAUCAUCUCACCAACAAAACCACAAGAUGAAGGGGAAUACAUACUUAAGGUGGAGAAUGACAUUGGAGAGGUCACAUGUAGAACAACCUUGACAUUGCCAGGCAAAGAAAAGGUUAUAGAACUACCUCCAGUUGGACCUGAUCAGAUGACUUUGACUCAUACAACGACAACAGUAACUAGGGAAGAGGUCGUCACUACACGGACACUCAAACCAGAACUUCUACAGCCCCUAGAACCUGAAAUCUAUGUCAGAGAACGGGGUAUUGCCAGACUUGAAUGUAAAAUAGAUGCCUACACACCACCUAUGGUCACAUGGUUUAUCAAUGGAAUGGAAAUCAAACCUUCACCACAUUAUGAAAUGCUGUAUGAGGAUGGGAAAUCCGUGUUACUGAUUAUAGAAGUUGGCCCAGAGGAUACUGGUGAAUAUACAGUGAAGGCCAGCUCAGAUGAGAUUGGAGAAGUAGUUAGCAGCACAACACUUUAUGUUCAAGAACCUGCCACAGCUGAGAUUACAUUCCCUGGUGCUCCAGAUACAGCCGCAGUCCCGGAGGGACCAUCUCAACAAAUGAUACCACCUAAUUUCAUCAUGGCUGUACAGUCAGUACAAGCCAUUGAUGGUCAGGAACUACGCAUACCUUGCAAGGUCACUGGCAAACCCAUGCCACAGAUUUCUUGGUAUCAUAAUGGUAAAAAUAUAGACCAAGAUGAAGAAUAUGUUAUUACAUACAAUCCUGAGGAUGGUGACAUUAGUUUACUAAUUGUUGAGGUUUUCCCUGAGGAUGAAGGUGAAUAUGUAUGUGUGGCACACAAUCCCGCUGGAGAUGCAGUCACCAGAGCAACUCUGGUUGUUGUUGAGCCUGAAGAAACUGCUCCCACUGAGCCUGUUACUGAGGAGACAGAGGUCAAGAAGGUGCCAGAAGAAGAAUGUGUACCUGAAGCCAUGGAGAUUGAGGAAGAGGAAGUUAAACCAGAUGUUAUUGAGAGACCUAAACCGGUGCCAGUGGUUGAGGAAAGACCCAGAUCACCUUCACCAGAAUUGGAAAAGUUUGUACCAGCACCAGCAACGGAAAUUGAGGAACUUCGACUUGAAAUCAUGGAAGAAACUGUUCAGCCUGUGAAAAAAGUAAAAAUGGAAUUUAAAAUUGGUCAGGAACCUACUGUAGUGACUGAAGAGGAAGAAGUCAAACCAGAAGUUAUUGAGAGACCAAAACUUGUUCCAUUGGUUAAGGAAAGACCAAGGUCACCCUCACCAGAAAUGGAAAAAUUUGUACCAGCACCAGCAGCUCCUGUUGAAGAACUUCCCCCAGAAAUUCAAGAGGAAAUUGUUCAGCCUUCUAAGAAAGUAAAAGUUGAAGUCAAAUUUGGAGUUGAACCAGCAGGAGUGACUGAAGAGGAAGUUAAACCAGAAGUUAUUGAAAGACCUAAAUUGGUUCCGGUAGAAGAGACAAAACCAAGAUCUCCAUCCCCUGAAUUCUUUGACACUGUUGAGAUACAGAAAACAGUUGAAGUUCCUGAAGCUCAAGAAGAACAACCAGAAGUUUCUGAAGAAGUUGUUGAACAUGAAGUCAAACCAAAGGUAAUUGAAAGACCGAAACCCAAACCAAUUGUAGAAGAAGCCCCAAGACCAGAAUCUCCAGUUUAUGAAGAGAUAGGUGAAGCUCCCAUUUAUGAGGAAAUCCCAGAAAGGCCACCACCAGAGGCUGAAGAAGAAAUAAUGGAACCUUCGGUAAAAGAAACAAAGGUGGCUCGACCAAAACCAAAAUCUAUCAUAGAGGAAAAAGCACCAGAAGAGCCAGAGUUUGUAGAAGAAAUUACUCCAGUUAAAGAAGAACCAGUAGAUGUUCAAGAAGAUGUGAAGGAAGAAACUCUGGUUCCAGAUCAAGUGACCAAGAAAGUUGAACUACCUGAACUAAAACCGAAAGAUGAAAAACUUGAUAAAAAAGCAUCUACAAAUGGGGAAGAAGCUCCUAGGCGAAAAGAAGAAAUUCAUGUUGAAGAUAUUUAUGAAACAGUUGAUGAAGGUGAGACAGUUGAAGAAAUUCCGCCUGAAUUCGUUGAACUUCUUCAGCCACAGAUUGUAAAAGAUGGAGACAGAGUAGUCCUGAAGUGUAAAGUGGUUGGAGUUCCAGCACCAACAAUAACAUGGUUCAGAGAGGGUCAGGAAAUAACUCCAAGUUCAGACUUCCAGCCAGGUUUUGAAACAAACACAGGAACUUGUGUUCUAGAGGUACCAGAAGUAUUUCCAGAGGAUGCUGGAGAGUACGCAUGUAGAGCAGUGAAUCCAUUUGGAGAGUCUGUCACUACUGCAAAUCUCUUAGUGGAAGUUGCUGCGGAGGAACCCUCGGAGAUAUCAACCACAUCCACUGAAGCUACAACCAUUAUGGCUGAAGUUGGAGAAGGUCUGAUGGAAGAAAUUCCAACUGAAGAAGCCCCGCAACCCACAGAGGAAAAGCGGCCACCAGAAUUCAUCCGUCCACUGGUUACAGACUUGGAGCUCCCAGAAGGUGGCAUUGCCAAGUUUGUGAUAGAAGUGACAGGUCAGCCAUUACCAACAGUAUCCUGGUACUACAAUGAUUCCCCGCUGGAACCGUCACCAAGGAUACAGAUUAUUAUUGAUCGCAAUGUGUCUACACUGAUAAUCUUCAACACGGUGCCUGAGGAUUCUGGGGACUAUGUCGUUGAGGCCAAGAAUGAUGUUGGCAUUAUCACAUGCAAGUCAACACUGCACAUCACACCUCAUAAAACCAAGGACAUUGAGCUUGUACCAGAGCCCACAGAGACUACCUAUGUGUACACUGAUGAAGAGGAGACCAUUGUCAAGAGACCUGUGUUUGAAUCUGACUACGCUUUCACCAGUGAAGAUGAAAUUCCUGAAGACCAACUCCAUCCUCCAGAAUUUACUCAAUUGCUUCAGCCAAUGACAGUUCGAGAUGGCCAGAGAGUUGAACUGAUUGUUCACUUUCUGGGUCGUCCUUCGCCAAGGAUACGUUGGUUCCAUAAUGGACAAGAAGUGCUGAAAAGCACUGAUUUUGAAAUAAUUAUUGAUUAUGACAAAGGAACAAGCAUGUUAAUCAUUGUUGAGGUGUUCCCUGAAGAUGAAGGAGAAUACACAUGUAUUGCUUCAAACAAACUUGGUGAGACCAUUACAACCUGUAGACUAACCAUUGUUGGUCCAGAAGAAGAGAUUCCAUCUGCAGAAUCUCAUAAAGAAACAAUUGAGAUCCAACACACUUUACCUGAAGCUCAAGAGGUACCAGAAACUACACGUGUUACCAAGACGAUCCAUGUGGAAGGCAAGCCAGAUGACUCCAUGAUUGUACCAGAGGAAACCACUCACACUGAAGCUAUCAGAAUUGACCAGCAGCCAAAAACUGUAGUAAUACCAACACAGAGAUUCCAGGAGACCGUAGAGAUUGGGCAGAAACCCAAGAGACCUGGACCAGCCUUUGAGAUAAGGGUUGGUGUACCAAAGACAACACCCUCUACUACUGCUGAAAAACUGACUGAAACUACAACAUACACAACAAUUACUAGUCAGAUUCAGGAACAUCCAGAGGAAAUACCAGAGAUCAAGGAAGGCAAGGAGACCAGAACAACUACCAUCAUCAUUGACAAACCUGGCCAGGAACAACCUGUGCAGCUCACAAUGGAAAUACCGGAGAAACCAGUAAAAGAAGAUGUUGUCUCAGCAACACAAACUACAAAGACAACUGUUACCAAGGAGCUAAGGAUCAAGGAGAUGGAAGGUGAAGGCAUUCCUGAGUCCCACACAGAGACUAUUGAAAUUACACCAGAAUCUAAACCUCAGGAAAUAGAAAUGAUAGUCACUGUUCCAAAAACUACUGCUCCAAAAACUACACCAGAGACUACAGUCAUUACCACUGACAUGGAAGAAACAAUGACACAGACCAAAAGAAUAGAAGUUGAAAUCCAAGAGUCAACAAUGACUCAGAAACCCAAACAAAUUGAAAUGGUUAUCCCAAAAACUGAGACAACCACCACCGAUAUUCAAAUUACUACACCUGCUCUUGUGGUACAGGCCACUAGACCAGCUGAUGAACAGAUUGAAGAGACAAGACCAACUAUUGAAGUUGCUACUAAAGAAAUUCCAGCUGCAGCCAAGCCAACUGAAAAAGAAACAAUUGAUAUUGACAUUAAAGCAAAACCAUUGAAGCAAGAAGUGGUGAUGGAAGUGUCAACAAAGGUUGUUCCUGAAGAAACAGCUCCAGUAGAGGCUGAAAUUCCAGCACCGACUCAACCAAAGGAGGUUGAGGAAAGAGAAACAAUAACAGUCAAACCUGCACCUGAACUGGAAACUAGAGCACCAGAAGAAGAAGUGAAGAUUUCUGAGAGAGAAACUAUUGAGAUUGUUAAGAUUCCAGAAGAGGAACAGACCUUUGAGAUUGAAAUAGAUGUUCAAGAUCAGACUGCUCCGACAGUAACAGAAACUAUUCAGAUUGAUACUGUAACCAAAGAAACAACAGUUGAACAGGUUCUUCCAGAAGUGACAGAAACACACAAAGAAGAAAUGACUUUUGAAAUUGCUGGUAAGCCUAUGGAGGAAGUUCAGCUUUCUUUUGCUGUUCAGCCUGCUGAGAAACAGGUCCCACAGAAAGAAGAAGUAAAGGAAGUUGAGACAGUAACUGAAACUGUAACUGAAACUAUACAACUUCCAGAAGUAGAGGAAACACCACAGAAAGAAGAACCUGUGGAAACUCAAGAAAAACCAUUUGAAGAAGUCCAACUGACAAUUGAUGUCAAAGGACUUGAAACUACUGAAAUUGAAGAAAUUACUUCAACAGAAAAGACUGAAGUUACUGAAACAACUACUGUUACUGUGCCAAUGGUAACUGAGAUGAAGAAAGAUGAAAUUACUUUGGAUGUUCAGGAGAGGCCAUCAGAAAAAGUUUCCAUUGACAUUGAAAUUCAGGAGGGUAAAGAAAUUCCUGAAAUUGAAGAGGUUACUUCAACAGAGAAGACAGAUGUUACACAAACUAUAACAUUUGAAAUUCCUGAAGUGACAGAUACCCAUAAAGAAGAACUUAUCAUGGAAUUUGCAGAUAAACUGGCACAGGAAGUUACAAAAAAUAUUGAACUUCCAAAGGAAAAGGAAGCUCCUGUAACUGAAGAAACAAAAGUCAUUGAGACAACUGAAGUCACACUUAAGACAGUCACUGAAGUUCCUGAGGUCAAAGAGAAGACAACUAAAGAAUUUACUAUUGAAACUCAGGAGAAACCUCAAGAAGCUGUGCAGUUUGAAAUUGAAAAAAAGCAGAAAGAGGUACCAGAAACUACUGAAGUGACAGAGUUAGAUGUUACAGCAAAAACUGUCACUGAAACUGUUGAAUUACCAACAGUUGAAGAGACCUUUACAGAUGAAGUGACUUUAGACAUAAGCAAAAAGCCUGAAGUAGUGCAGAUGGUGGUUGAGUUACCAACUUCAGAGGUUACCACAGAAACAGUAAUAGUUACUUCUUCUGAGAUAACAGAAGAAAUUCCAGAAGAAGUUAAAGAAACUGAGAAAUACAAAGAAGAAAUUCAGCUGGAUGUAAAAGGCAAACCAGUUGAAAUGCAGGAAAUGGAAAUCACUAUACCUGUUCAGCCAAAAGAAAGCCCAAAGGAAACUAGUCCAAAAGAGAAGGAAGCUCCUGUAACUGAAGAAACAAAAGUCAUUGAGACAACUGAAGCCACACUUAAGACAGUCACUGAAGUUCCUGAGGUCAAAGAGAAGACAACUAAAGAAAUUACUAUUGAAACUCAGGAGAAACCUCAAGAAGCUGUGCAGUUUGAAAUCGAAAUAAAGCAGAAAAAGGUACCAGAAACUACGGAAUUGACAAAAUUAGAUGUUACAACAAAAACUGUAACUGGAACUGUUGAAUUACCAACAGUUGAAGAGACCUUUACAGAUGAAGUGACUUUAGACAUAAGGAAAAAGCCUGAAGUAGUGCAGAUGGAGGUUGAGGUACCAACUUCAGAGGUUACCACAGAAACAGUUGUAGUUACUUCUGAGAUAACAGAAGAAAUUCCAGAAGAAGUUAAAGAAACUGAGAAACACAAAGAAGAAAUUCAGCUGGAUAUAAAAGGCAAACCAGUUGAAAUGCAGGAAAUGGAAAUCACUAUACCUAUUCAGCCAAAAGAAAGCCCAAAGGAAACUAGUCCAAAGGAGACCAGCCCAAAGCAGGAGAGCCCACUACAAGCUCCAACUGCUGAGGAGAUCUUUGAGACAUUUGAAACUGUUGAGGAAGGCUUUCCAGAAUUCACUUGGGGAUUGACCUCUCUUAAGGUCAUGGAUGGAGAAGAAGCGAAGUUCUUCUGUGAACUCAAAGCUGAACCUACUCCAGAAGUGUCCUGGUUCCAUGAUGAGAAACCUAUUGCUGAAAAUCAGGAUUUCAGAAUAACCUUUGAGCCAGAGACAGGCAAAUGUACCUUGUUGAUAGUAGAGGUAUUUCCCCAGGAUGCUGGUGAGUACCGCUGUAUAGCUGUCAACGAGCGAGGCAAGGCCAUCUCCAGAGCUACUCUCGAAGUAGAAUCAUAUGAGUAUGUAGCAGAUACAGAAGAAGCGUCUGACUCAGUGCAGUCAUCUGUGGAAACAAGCUCCCCUCGACAGAGAGUAGAUUCUGACACAGAAGUGACGGAUGCUCGUAGACAGAUGAUUGAGGAAAUGCAGGAGAUGCAAGAUCGUAUCCAUGCCAUCUUCUCUGGUGUGAAAGAGGAUCUUGAAGCGGACAUUGAGGAAACAGAGCAUCGCCGUGAAGAGAUCAUGCGCUCCAGUCUGCACGAGGAUCAGCUUCUUGAAGGUGAAAUCUCAGAUCUCUCUGAGGAAGUGCCAGAAGAGGCAGUACCUGUUGAAGAAUUAAGGGUUGUAAAGGUGCCCACUGAGGAAGUGACAGAGUUCAAAAUACAGGAGAUCCCGGAAGAGGAUAGGACUGAAAAAGUCACACUAGAAACUGAAGUUAAACCAGAAGAACCAGAAACCUUUGUUGAAAAAGCCGAACUUGAGAAACCAGAAACAGAGAAACCAGAAUAUAAAACUGAGAUCAUUACAGAAACAUUGGAGCAACCAAAAGUUACAGAAGUUACUAUAGCUCCAUCAGAUGAAACAAAACCAACAGAAAUUCAGCUUGAAAUAGUGACACCAGCAGCUGAACAGCCACAAGUGUCAAAGAUCGAUAUUGCUGUUGAAGAACAGCAACCACAGGAUGUAUUAGAGGUUUCAGAAACAACAGUUAUGACCACUAAAAUUACUGAGGUUAUUCCUGACAUUGCUGAAUUGGAAAAAGAAAAACCUGAAGAAUUCAAAGUUGAGAUAAUAACAGAAGCCCCAGAGAAACCAGAAGUUGUAGAGGUAACUGAAAUGCCAGCUGAAACUACAACUGUUUCUGAAAUUGAAAUGGAAAUUGGACAGCCUGAAGCAAAACAACCCGAAGAAUACAAAGUUGAGAUCGUAACUGAAACUGAAGAGAAACCAGGUGUAACUGAAGUGACUGAGACAACAUCUGAAACAACUACUGUUACUGAAGUUAAACUUGAUGUUUCCAAACCUCAGGAGAAGAUACCUGAAGAGUACAAGGUCGACAUCGUAACAGAAAUGGUUGAAAAACCACAGGUUACAGACGUCAUUGAAACUCCUGCAGAGACUACAACAGUAUCUGAAGUCCAGAUUGAUGUUACAAAACCUGAAGCAGCGAAGCCUGCUGAGUAUAAGGUUGAAAUCACAACUGGAGUAACAGAGAAACAAGAAAUAACUGAAGUUCCUGAAACUUCAACAGAAGCUACGACAGUUUCUGAAAUAGAAUUAGAAGUUACUAAACCAGAGGAACAAAAACCUAAAGAAUUCAAUGUUGAAAUUGUCACUGAAACAACUGAGAAACCAGAAGUUACAGAAGUAGCUGAGGCUCCAACUGAAACUACAACUGUCACUGAAAUAGAGAUUGAAGUUGCAAUGCCUGAAGAAAAGAAACAAGAAGAAUACAAAGUGGAGAUUGUCACUGAAACAACAGAAAAGCCAGAGGUAACUGAAGUAAGGGAGGUUCCAGCUGAAACCACAACUAAAUCUGAAAUUAUGAUUGAAGUUGCAAAACCUGAAGAGAAGAAACCUGAAGAAUACAAAGUUGAAAUUGUUACUGAAACAACAGAUAAACCAGAGGUAACUGAAGUAAAGGAGACACCAGCUGAAACUACAACUAUAUCUGAAAUGGAGGUUGAAGUUGUGAAACCUGAAGAAAAGAAACCCGAAGAGUACAAAGUUGAUAUUGUGACUGAAACAACAGAAAAGCCAGAGGUAACAGAAGUAAGGGAGACUCCAGCUGAAACCACAACUAUAUCUGAAAUGGAGGUUGAAGUUGUGAAACCUGAGGAGAAGAAACCUGAAGAAUACAAAGUGGAGAUUGCCACUGAAACAACAGAAAAGCCAGAGGUAACUGAAGUAAGGGAGACUGAAGCAGAAACCAUAGCUAUAUCUGAAAUCGAGAUUGAAGUUGCAAAACCUGAAGAGAAGAAACCUGAGGAGUACAAAGUUGAAAUUGUUACCGAAACAACAGAACAGCCAGAGAUUACUGAAGUAGUGGAGACUCCAGCUGAAACAACAAGUGUUUCCGAAACAGAGGUUGACUUUUCAAAGCCUGAAAAAAAGAAACCAGAGGAAUACAAGGUCGAAAUUGUGUCAGAAACAGAAGAGAAACCAGAAUUAACUGAAGUGACAGAAACUCCAGCUGAGACAACAACUGUUACAGAAACUCAAGUGGAUGUAGCUAAACCAGAAGAACAGAAACUAGAUGAGUACAAAGUUGAUAUUGUGACUGAAACAACAGAAAAGCCAGAGGUAACUGAAGUAAGGGAGACUCCAGCUGAAACCACAACUAUAUCUGAAAUGGAGGUUGAAGUUGUGAAACCUGAAGAGAAGAAACCUGAAGAAUACAAAGUGGAGAUUGCCACUGAAACAACAGAAAAGCAAGAGGUAACUGAAGUAAGGGAGACUGAAGCAGAAACAACAGCUAUAUCUGAAAUCGAGAUUGAAGUUGCAAAACCUGAAGAGAAGAAACCUGAGGAGUUCAAAGUUGAAAUUGUUACCGAAACAACAGAAAAGCCAGAGAUUACUGAAGUAGUGGAGACUCCAGCUGAAACAACAAGUGUUUCUGAAACAGAGGUUGACUUUUCAAAGCCUGAAAAAAAGAAACCAGAGGAAUACAAGGUCGAAAUUGUGUCAGAAACAGAAGAGAAACCAGAAAUAACUGAAGUGACAGAAACUCCAGCUGAGACAACAACUGUUACAGAAACUCAAGUGGAUGUAGCUAAACCAGAAGAACAGAAACCAGAAGAGUACAAAGUUGAUAUUAUGACUGAAACAACAGAAAAGCCGGAGGUAGCUGAAGUUAAGGAGACUCAAGCAGAAACCACAACUAUAUCUGAAAUCGAGAUUGAAGUUGCAAAACCUGAAGAGAAGAAACCUGAAGAAUACAAAGUUGAAAUUGUUACUGAAACAACAGAAAAGCCAGAGAUUACUGAAGUAGUAGAGACUCCAGCUGAAACAACAACUGUUUCUGAAACAGAGGUUGACUUUCCAAAGCCUGAAGAAAAGAAACCAGAGGAAUACAAGGUCGAAAUAGUGUCUGAAACAGCAGAGAAACCAGAAAUAACUGAAAUUACAGAAACUCCAGCUGAGACAACAACUGUUACAGAAACUCAAGUGGAUGUUACUACACCAGAAGAGCAGAAACCAGAAGAGUACAAAGUUGAAAUUGUGGCUGAAACUAUAGAAAAGCCAGAAGUUACUGAGGUGACAGAAACUCCAGCAGAUACCACAACUGUCUCAGAAAUACAGGUUCAAGUUUUCAAACCAGAAGAAAAGAAACCAGAAGAAUACAAAGUUGACCUCGUUUCUGAAACUACAGAGAAACCAGAAGUUACCGAGGUCACAGAAGCUCCAAUAGAGACCCCAGCUGUGACAGAAAUUGAAGCUGAUAUUAUCAAACCAGAAGAAAAAAGACCAGAAGAAUACCAAGUGGAAAUUGUCACAGAAAGUACAGAAAAGCCAGAGGUAACUGAAGUAGGAGAGACUCCAACUGAAAUGUCUACUAUUACUGAAACAGAGAUUGAAAUUGGUAAACCAGAAGAACAGAAACCAGAAGAAUACAAAGUUGAAAUUUUGUCUGAAACAGAAGAAAAACCAAAGAUAACUGAAGUAAUAGAAACUCCAGCACAGACUAUGACUGUUUCUGAAAUACAGGUUGAAGUUGUGAAGCCUGAAGAAAAGAAACCUGAAGAAUACAAAGUAGAAAUUGUCACUGAAACAACAGAGAAACCAGAAGUCACUGAAGUUGGGGAAACUCCAGCAGAAACUACAACUGUGUCUGAGAUCCAGAUUGAAGUUGCUAAGCCUGAACAGAAGAAACCAGAAGAAUACAGUGUAGAGAUUGCUACUGAGAGUAUUGAGAAACCAGAACUUACUGAGGUUACAGAAACACCAGUUGACACCACGACAGUUUCUGAAAUUCAGAGUGAUGUUGCUAGACCUGAAGCAAAGAUGCCGGAGGAAUACAAGGUAGAAAUAUUAACUGAAACUACAGAGAAACCCGAAGUAACUGAGGUUUCAGAGACUGCUGCUGAAACAACUGUAGCAUCUGAUAUUCAAAAGGACCUUACACAGCCAGAAGAAGAGAGACCAGAAGAAUAUAAGGUAGAUCUUCUUGAAGAAGGUAUUGAUCAGCCAGAUACAACAGAAGUUAUAGAAGAAAAACCAGAAACUAGUGAAGUCAGUGAAGUGCCAGUGGAGACUGUUACAACAAAACCUGAAACUGUUGAACAGUUUGAAGCUGAAGACAAAGAGAAACCAGUUGAGACAUUUAAAGAAGAGAUUACAGUUCAGAAGGCACCAAAGGAUGAAACUCAACCUGAAACAUACAAGACAGAAAUUGAACUUGCAGAACCAGAACAUGAUGUUGUCACAGUGACAUUUGGCAUGCAUGAAGGAGAAGAUGAAGAAGAAAUUACACAUGAGAUAAUGGAAGAAACUGGUGAAAUUUCUGUCUCUGAACUUCAGCUAGAAAGGCCGGUAUUCAUCACUCCAUUGAAGGAUGAGACGAUCCAGGAAGGUGGUGAUCUUAAAAUGGAAGCUGUUGUUAGGGGUAAUCCAGUACCAACUGUUCAGUGGUUUGCAGAUGACGAAGAGCUGUCACCAACAGAAGAUAUUCAGAUCACCUACAAGGAAGGAAGAUGUAUUCUAUUCAUGAAAGAGGUUUUCAUCGAUGAUGAAGCAGAAUACUGGGUUGAAGCCACAAAUGAGUACGGAACAGCCACAACCUCGGCAUAUGUCACUGUAUUGCCAGGAGAAGUCCUUUCUUCUGAAGAACAAACGGAAGAGGAGACAAUCCCAGAGCAAGAAACUGAGACAGAGGCACCUGUAGAUACCACUGAAGUUAUAUACAGAGAAACCAUUGAGGCAACAGAACAACCAGAAAUUGAAACUGAAGCGCCAGUUGACACAACUGAAACAGUAUACAGAGAAACCAUUGAUAUUAUUCAACCGGACAAAGAGACAGUUAUGGAAGAAGUUGUUAUUGAUGUAAAACCAAAAGAUAAAAAGGAAGAACUUGAGGUUGAGGUUAAACCAAAGGAAGAGGUUCGUGAAGAAAUAAAGUUUGAUAUUAAGCCUGAAAUAACAAUCAAAGAACAUGUAGAGGUUGACAUGAAGCCAGAAACUGAAACCUCAGUGUUAACUAUUGAAACUAAAGAUAAACCAGUUGUUCCAAAAGAAGUUGUUCUUGAAAUAGAAAAGCAACCUAUAGAAAGUACAGAAACUACUUUUACAGAAACAAUCACUGUAGAGAAAGUAGAAUUACCAGAAGAAGAAGAAACAGUGGAAACCACAGUAAAAGGUAAAGUAGAAGUGGAAAUAUCUGUGCCAAAAGAAAUUGCAGAAAUUCAUCGAGAAACAGUCGAGAUAGAAUCAAGACCAGAUACAGAAGUGGUUCCUGAAGAAACUACACAUAAAGAGAUCAUUGAAUUGGCUCCAAAACCAAGACAGAGUAUUGUGGAGAUGGACAUAACAAUGCCAGAAGAUGUUGAAGAAACCUUUAAAGAGACUAUAGAAAUUCAUCCUGAAAUAGAUGAAGUAGAUCACAAAGUUCCAGAGGUGACAGAACACCAUAUUGUUACUGAAAUGAUUCCAGUAGAAGAAGAGAAGAGACCUGUUGAGAUCGAUAUUGAGGUCAGACCAGGUGAUGUUACUGAGAAGACUGUCAAGGAGACCAUUGAAAUUACUUCAACAGAGACAGCUGAAAUUGAAAUUGAAGAGGAAACACCAUCUUUUAAAGAGAUCAUUGAAGUUGAAUCCAAACCAGAAGCUGUUGAAAUAGACAUUGAUGUUACACCAGAUGUGAAAGAGACAACUAUCACUGAGAUAACUAGAGAAACUAUGGAGAUUACAGAGGAAACUCCAACUUUCAAAGAAGAAAUUGAGAUAAGUCAAAAACCAAAGACUGAGUUGCAGGAAAUUGUGUUAGAUAUCACAACACAGCCUCAGGUUGAAGCACCUGUUGAAGAGUCAGUAGUUACAGAGAGAGAAACAAUUGAAGUUACUGAACAAAAAGUGGAAGAAGUGGAAAUUGAAGGACCAAUGGAUGAGGUUAUGAUAACAGAGAGAGAACAAUUGAAAAUCACAGAAAUUCCAACUGAAGAAGAACAGGUAUCAGAAACACCUGCAGUUGUAACUGAAACUGUUGAGGAAAAACCUACUACAAUUCAGAUUGAGACAAAAGUUACCAAAACUGACACUAUCUCCUCUGCUGAAGAAGUUGUUGAAAUUGUUUCUGAAAAAGAAGAAUUUCCUAUUCAGGAAGUUGAAGUAACUAAACCGUCAGAAGAAACUGUAGAAAUUGUGACAGAAACAAUUCAAGUUGUUACUAAAAAGCCAUCGGAGGUUAUUGAAGCUGAUGUUAAAACAGCUGAAAUCACUGGAAAGAUAACAAUGGAGGUUGAGGUUCAAAAGCCAUCAGAAGAAGUUACUGAAGAAACAAAAGAAGAAGUAAAAGUUGCUGUAACGCCUUCUGAAGUUACAGAUAUUCCAGCGGAGGUCCCAUUUUCAGAAUCAGAGGAGAUACCAGUAGCACAAGAGAGUGAAAGACCAACAGAAGAAACAAUAGAGGAAGUAAGAGAGACAGUGCGUGUUGACAAAGAAGUACCAUCCACUGUACCAGUGACUGAAUUUGCAGAGGAGACCAAAAUUGUUGAAUCAUUACCAGAAUACGAAACCGAGACUCCAAAAGAAGUCCAAAUAGAUGUUGAAAAAUCAGACAUUACAUUGGAGACAGAGCAACCAAGUAAAGCAGUUGAAGAUCUUACAGAGUUAGGUGUCUCUGAGGUGGGUUCAGACAUUAUUGAGACUGAAACGGAAGUUCCAAGAGAAGAAACUAUUGAAGAAAUUCGGAAAACAAUAAUUGUUGACUAUGAAAGACCUUCUGAAGUUUCACCAGAGGAAGCUGAAAUUGAGGUUAGUAUUAUUCAGCCAAUUGAAAAAGAUGUCGAGGCUGAAAAACCAUUUGAAGAGACAGUUGAAAUAUCAAGAGACACUGUUUCACUCGAAGAAAAAUACCCUUCUACAGUUGAUGCUAUUGACAAGGAACUAGAAGUAGCUGAAACUGAAAAAUUCACCACUGAAAUUGAGGUUGGUGUUCCAGUGGAAUCCGAAACUGAAAUUCCUCUUAAAACAGUUGAAAUUGAAGUGAAAAUGCCAUCAAAAGCUCCAGAAGAGGAGCAACCAAGUGAAUUUACAGCUGCAGAAGAAUUGGAACAUGAAAUUGAAGUUCCAAAAGAAGAAAUUAUUGAAGAGAUUAGAGAGACAAUUCAAGUUGAAAAGGAGAAACCAGCAGAGGCAGAAGUCGAGGAAAUUGAGAAGCCUGAUGAGAAGGUAAUGACAACUUUAGCUAUAGUCACUGAAGCUCCAACAGAAGAAAUUAUUGAAACACAGAAGGAAACCAUUACAGUUGAGAUACAGAAACCUGCAGAAGUAGUUGCAGAAGUAGUUCCUAUUUCUGAAGAAUCACCGAAGGAAAUAACUGAGAAAGAGAUCGAAAAGUCCUCAGAGGAAACUGUCAUUCUUCUCAAGGAAACAAUUACUGAAGAACAAAAAAUGCCAACAAAGGCAACAGCUGUGGAGGAAGAACAGAUAAGCAAACCUGAAAUUUCUGAAAUAUCAGAAACAGAAGUUGGAGUUCCAGUAGUUGAAACUAUUGUUGAAACUAGAGAAACUAUUGAGAAAUCUCCAAGACAGCCAACUGAAGCUGCAAGUGAAGAUUUAAGCGAACAAUUAAAGAUAGACAUUGUCCAAAUGGAUGAAACUGUAGAAGUUAUGCCGUCAGAGGAGGCAAUACCUGAUACGACAGAAAAGAUUACUACCAUAGUUGAAAUACCUACAAAAUCUAAGGAAGAAUUACCUAAAGAAGUUGAAAUUGAAAUUAAAGGUCUUCCUACAACCAAGACAGAGGAAGUUACUGAAGUUGUUGAAGUUGAAAUAAAAGAAAUUCCAAAGCGAGCCUCUGAAGAAGUUAGUAAAAUUACAGAAGCUGAAUUGGAAACCAAAGAGUCAGAAGUAACAGAAGUAUCUGAACCAUUUACUGAAACUGUACAGGAAGUACCAGUUGAUGAAGUGAAAGAAAAGCCCAUGUCUGAAGAAAGACUUCCAUCAGAAAUUGUAUCUGAUGAAAUUGUUGAAACAGAACGUCCUGUUGAAGAGAUCACACCAGAAGAAUCAAUGUUACCAGUUGAGGAAAAAGCUCCAACUGUAACUGAGAGUGCUACAAUUUCUGUGCAACCCGUUGUAGAAAUAGUAGAAGAAGAAAUGGCUCCUGUUUCAGAUGUAGUCGAAAUUGCUAUGGAACUUGCUGAAAAAGCACCAGAGGAAAUAGUUCUUGACAUAACUCAGCAGGAGGUUGUUAAACCAGAAGAAAGCACUGAAGUCAUUUUGGAUCUGGAAGAAAAAGAAACUGAAGAAACUGAGGAAAUUCCUACCAAAAGCAUUGAUAUGUAUGCCGAAGAGGUCUCAAAAGAUAUCUUGGAGUCUGCUUCUGUUUGUGCCAAACCUGAAACAAAAGUAUCAGAAACACAGGUUGAAAUAAUAGAGGACAUCAUUUCUGAAUUACCAGAAGAGAAAGAAGAAAAGCCAAAAGAAGAAGUUCCUGAAAUGCCCAGUGAAAAAUUAACAGUUGAGCAAGAAUUACCUUCUGAAGUACAGAUCUCAGAUGAAGAAGUAACUGAAAUUCCAAUACCUGACAUUGCUGAAGAAACAAUCCAGCAUAUAGCUGAUGAAAUGACAAAGGAUAUAUUGGAACAAGCAGCAAAAGGAGAACUUAUUCCUGUUAAAACCAAAGAAAUUGAAGAAAGUAAAGUGGAAGAAAAGGAAGACUUUGAUGUUGAAAUUAUAGCCGAAAAACCAGCAGAAGAAACCGUAGAAGUAACUACUGAGACAGUCGAGGUUUCUGAUCUUACAUUGACAAAGGUAAAACCUGAAGAGGCUGCAAGUGAAGAACAAAUUUCUGAACUUCCAGAAGAAGAAAGACAACUUCCUGAAGAGUCACUGCUGACUGAAAUAAAAGAGAGGGUUGAAAUAGAAAUUGUUCCAACUGAAGAAGCACCUAAAACAGAUUUGGAAACCUCAGCUAUGGAAAUUGAUAUUAAAGAGAAGCCAGUAGAGAAGGAGACUGCAUCAGUUGACAUUGAUAUACAGAAGCCUGAAACACUUGAAGAAGUGACACUUGACAUUCAGCUGGAAGAGAAAGAAAAAGAAACUGUUGAAAUUCCAGUGAAAGUUCCAGUGGAAGAAAAGGAAGGUAAAGCAGAAAUUCCAGUCGAAGAAGAAAAGCCAAUUGAAGAAGAGGGACAUGCUGAAGCAGUAGUAGAAUUCGAAAAAGCAGAAGAAAAACCAGUUAUACCUGAAGAAAUCUCAGUAGAUUUAACACCUAAAGUAACAGAAAAAACUUCUGUUGAAAUUCCUGUAGCAGAGAAAUCUCACGCUGUUACAGUGGACUUUGAGCUAAAAGAAAAACCACAAGAAAAGGAAGAAGUAAGUCUUGAAUUAAUGCCAGAACAAAAACCAGAAGAAGUCACACUUGACAUUAAACUGGAAGAGAAAGAAAAAGAAAUCAUUGAAAUUCCAGUGAAAGUACCAGUGGAAGAAAAGGAAUUAGUUGCAGAAAUUCCAGUGGAAGAGGAAAAGCCUUCUGAAGAAAAACAUGUUGAAGCAGUAGUAGAAUUUGAGAAGACUGAAGAGAAACCAGUUGUACCUGAAGAAGUCUCAGUAGAUAUUACACGUAAAGUAACAGAUGAUGUUUCUGUUGAAAUUCCUAUGGAAGAGAAACCACAAGCUGUUACAAUGGACCUUGAACUAAAAGAAAAACCACAAGAAAAGGAGGAAGUUAGUCUUGAAUUAAUACCAGAACAAAAGCCAGAAACAGUUUCUAUGGAGAUUGACAUUAAAGAAAAGCAAAUCACAGAAAUGGAUAUUGAAAUCAAACCUGAGGAAAAACCAGAGACUGUUUCUUUGAAAAUAGAUAAAGAAGAAAAAACUACAACCACUGAAAUAACGGAAAAGAAAACCGUUACAGAAGAAAUUGAUCUUGAGAUUCCAUCAGAUAUGACAGUUAAAGAAACUACUACUGAGAAAGUCUCUGUUGAAAUUGUUGCUGAAGAAAAACCACAGGAAAUUCCAUUGGAUGUGGAAGUAAAGGAGAAAACAGUUGAAAAGGAGGAAAUCAGUCUUGAUAUUGCUCCCUUAACUACUGAAAAGACUGAAAUUGAAAUAAAACUAGAAGAAAAGCCAGAAACAGUGUCUAUGGAGAUUGGUGUUCAGGAGAAAACUACAAGAACAGAGGUUACAGAAAAGAAAACAAUUACAGAAGAAAUUUCUGUUGAAGUUCCUACUGAUGAAACUAUUAGGGAAACCACUGUUACAACAGAAAAAGUUUCUCUUGAAAUUCCACUUGAAGAGAAACCAGCAGAAGAACAGCCAGAGAAAAUUACUGUUACAGUAGAAGAAAAGCCAAAAGUUCCAAUAGAUAUAACAGUGAAAGAAACAACUUCAGAGACAAUUUCUGUUGACAUUCCUUCAGAUGAAGUGAAACCUGAACAGCCUAAAGAAAUAAGUGUGACAGUUUCUGAGAAAACAACUGUAGAAGAAACUGUAACAAAAACUGUAGAAGUUGUGGAAUUUGCCCCUAAAUUCACAAACACUCUCACGGACAUCACAGUGAUGGAAGGUGAAAAGGUGGAAUUUACUGUUGAAUUUAAAGCCCAACCUGCUCCAGAAGUAACCUGGUUCAUUGAUAACCAGCCCUUAAAGGAGAGUGAGGACUUUAUUGUGACUAUUGAGAAAGAAUUUAGUAAGAUUGUCAUUCCAGAAACUUUCCUUGAAGAUGAAGGAGAGUAUAAGGUUGUUGUAACAAAUACUGUUGGAACCAUCACUUCAAUAUGCUACCUCACUGUUAUUGCUUUAGAAGAGACAACUGAUGAGGAAGUCAGUGUGAAAGAAACUACCACUGUCAAAGAGACCUUGGAGAUACCUGUAGAAGAAAAAGAAUUGCCUCAAAAAGAAAUCUCAGAAGAGACCAUCGCCCCUCGUAAACAGGAUGAAGAGACUAGCGAAGGAGAUUUCGCGGCUCCCCGUUUCACAACGACCCUCCAGAAACACAUAGACGUACAAGAAGGUACCAGCGUCACUCUCACUUGUGUGGUAACUGGCAAACCUGCCCCUGAAAUCACAUGGUAUUUGAAUGAUGAGCCAUUACCAGAUGAUGAGCGUUUCAUCACCGAGCACCACAGAGAAACUGUGACCCUCACAAUCAACAACGUUACCAUUGACGACGAGGGAUACUUCGUGUGUGAAGCUAAAAAUGAGCACGGCACUGCCACAACUGUCAUUGAACUUUUCGUACAAAUCCCACAUAUUGCUGAUGAGCGUGGACCUGAAGUAACCAUGGAAACUGUUGAAAUUGUUGUUGAGGAAACACAACCAGAAUCGCAGAAACCAUCGAAGGAGACAAUCACUCCAUUAGUACCCGCAGAGCAAGAGGAAGUUACAGUACAAGAAGCACCAGAAGACACUGUGACCUUGGAGGGUCAAGAUAUUUCACCUGAGAAGGUGACCCCAGAAACAUCUGAGGUCAUCACUAUAGAAACGACAAGGGAGGAACCCGAGAAGGUUGAGAAAGAAGAGAUAACUUUCGAGUUUGUGACACCUGAGAAGACUGAAGUAUCUUCGACGGAAGUCACUGUAGAUGAGACACCUCUUCCAGAUGAGGACAAAGUUGCUCCAAUGGCAACAGCUGCUGAAGUCUCCAUGGCAACGACCGUGGAGAUGGAAGAGGUCAUACCUAAAGAAGUGAGCCCUGAAGAGGGCACUUCAGCAGAAACAGACAUAAAGCUGUUACUGCCUGAGGAGCAACUUCCAGAACAGAGGGAGGCUCCAGAAGAGGAGAAAGUACCAGAGGAAGUCAUCUCAGAAGAGAAGACCCCUGUCGAAAGUCAGGAAGAGGUCAUCCCCGUCCCCACAGGUGAAGCCCCUAGAUUUAUUACAGAGCUAUCUAGAACAGUAGCAAAACACGGGCAACCAACGCAACUUACUUGCGUUGUUGUCGGAAAUCCCACACCCACAAUUCGUUGGAUUAUAGAUGGCGAAUACAUCCCUGAGGAUUCUACAACUUACAUAACUGAGUACCAUAAAGACGGUACCUGCACACUUUCAAUAAAGGAAACAUUCCAAGAAGACGAGGGCGAAUAUACUGUCGAGGCAUCGAAUGAUUUCGGAGUUAUACGUUCUACAGUGGAACUUAUUGUAGAAGUACCAGAGGAAGAAGUGGUACGUGCUGAUGUAAGUCUCACUGAAGAAGUGCCUAGUGAAGAAAUUGUCUCCGAGGUUUCAUUUGAAAUUGAACAGAAACUAACAACAGAAGAGACGUUUGAGAUUUCCAUGGAAACGGAGGAAGUCUUGCUGGAAAAGAAACCAACAGAAGAAGAGGAAGUUUCAGUUGAACUGGUUACAGAGGAGUCUGUUCCUCGGCCUAAAGGUGAAGAUGUAGCAGAGGAAGUUACUAUUGAGGAGGAGUAUCUCUCUGAGAAAGAGAAACAAGUUGAAGAGGAAAAAGAAACAAUCUCUGACGAGGAAACUAAAGUCCCGUUACACACUGUAGAAGAACAGGUAGUGAGGACAGCACCAGAAUUCACAACUCAGCUGGAGGAUAUUGUCACUGCCGAUGGUGGUAAAGCUCAGUUUACGUGCGUCGUCAAGGGUGAACCUCUCCCGACAAUUACAUGGCUUAAGGACAGCACUCAGGUUGAAGAGGGCGAAGAAUUCCAAAUAACCCUUGAGGACGGUGUCAGCAUGUUGACAAUACCUGACGUUUACCCUGAGGAUGCUGGGAAAUACACAGUGGUCGCAAAGAAUGAACUUGGCACAGCCAUGUCCACAGCUGAACUCUUUGUUGAAGUUGCUGAGGAAGAGGUCAUUCAACCGACUUUCCAGCAGAAGCCCAAGUUCCAGAAUGUCGACGAGGGUAAACCUGUAGCCUUCACUGCACGUGUCAUAGCUAUACCCAAACCUGAUAUAUACUGGAGUCAUAAUGGUGUACAGUUGGAAGAGGAUGAACUUCAUACAGUGGAGAUGAUUGAAGACGGUAACGUUUUCACGACAACGCUGUCUAUGGAUUCUGUGACACCACAGGAAGCUGGAACCUACAAGUGUGUAGCAAUCAACGAGGUGGGCGAGGAAACAGUCUCCGCCUCACUCAUUGUUAAAGAAGCACCUAUCCAGAAAGACCUCCGAGAACAACUGAAGACCAAAGUAAAAACUAAGGUUGGAUUUAAGAAGGUUGUAGAGCAGAAGGAUUUCAGAAGCAAUCUACAUACUGCAGUUCAAACUAAGGAGGGUGUGAAAACAGAAGCGGAACAAGUUGACUUUAGGGAAAAUCUCAAAACCAAAGUUCAAACUAAGGUUGGAGUAAAAUUUGAAGCUGAACAAAGGGAUUAUAGGGAGAAACUUGUCACGAAAGUUGAAACUAAAGUUGGAGAAAAAUUUGGUGCUGAACAAAAGGAUUAUCGGGACAGUUUAAAAACUAAAGUUGAAACAAAAGUUGGACAGCAAUUCAAAGCAGAACAAGUCGAUUACAGAGAUGCUCUGCAAGCAAAAGUAGACACUAAAGUCGGCGAAAAGUUCGAGGUUUUACAAGUAGAUUAUACCGAUGCUCUUAAGAGAAAAGUUGACACAAAAGUUGGUGAACAGUUUGAAACAAUUCAAGUAGAUUAUAGAGAAGCACUUCAAACUAGUGUAAAAACAAGGGAUGUUGAAUAUUAUGAGGCAGAACAAAAGGACUAUAGGGAAGUUUUACAGAAUAAAGUAGAAACAAAAGUUGGUGAAACAUUUGAUAUGGAACAAGUUGAUUACAGGGAUGCCUUGAGCAAAAAAGUGGAAACUAAAGUGGAAGAACAAUUUGAUACGGAACAAGUUGAUUAUACUGGAGUCCUUAAAUCUAAUAUUACUUUUGCGGAAGAGGUCACGACCUUGGAAGUAGCUGAGGAAACAAAAGAAGUUGUGUCAGAGGUUGAAACCACGGCAACCAUUGAACAAGAAGAACUAGUUGCUCCCAAGUUUGUUAUCACUCUGGAAGAUGUUCAGGUCAAAGAAGGCAAGCCUGCUAAAUUUGUUGCUAAGGCAACAGGGGAGCCAGCACCAAAAAUUACUUGGUAUCAUGACAACGAACCAAUCGAAGAUGGAGAAAUUUACAAAAUCAGAUACCCAUCUGAAGGUGAGAGUACCCUGAUGUUGGCUGAAGCCUUCCCAGAAGAUACUGGAGUCUACACUGUCAAGGCCACUAGUGAGGCUGGAGAGGUUGAAUGCAGUUGCACCUUGGAAGUUGCUGAUCUUAUUGAUGAACCAGAACAACUAGAUUUUAGAUUGGCUUUGAAGAAACCUGUGCAAACGAAAGUUGGUCAAAAGUUUGACAUGGAGCAACUUGACUUUAGAUCUUUACUAAAAUCCUCAGCUCAGAAAUCAAAGAAAUUCGAGACUGAUGUAAAGGAAUCUGUUACCUUGACAACAGAAACACCAGAAACACAGGAAGUGGAGGCAACUGUUGUCAUUCCAGAGGCUGAGACAGCAGAGUUACAUGCCCCUGAAUUUGUAAUCAGCAUCGGUGACCUCACUGUCAAUGAAGGAGAGGGCGCCACAUUGACUUGCAAGGUCAAAGGUCAGCCAGUCCCAGAGGUCACAUGGUAUCAUGCAGACCAGCCAAUCAAAUCAGAUGAUGUAUACAGAGUUAUACCUGGAGAGGAGGAAGGGGAGAGCACUCUAGAGAUCCCAGAAAGUUUCCCAGAAGACAGCGGUAUUUACACUGUCAGAGCAACAAAUGAGGCCGGCUCUGUGGAAGCAACUGCCUUGCUGACCAUAACUGAACUGGUUGAAGCAGAAGAGGAAACUGUCCCAGAGGUCACUGCUGAGGUCAUCACCAAGGAGACAGAUGUCACUGUAGAAGCUCCACAGGAAGUUGCUGACUUUACUGUUGAAGUUUCUGAAACUGAGGCUGAAUUUGUUCAGCAGAAAGGGGAGGACACUGAGGCUGAAAUCCAGUCACCGCAUGCUAUGCCGCUUCCAAACUUAGAUAGUGACAGAAUUUUCACUUGGAAAAUGACCAAUUUUGAUGGUGAGCAUGAAAAAGGUCCUGCUAUAUUUAAGGAGGAAAUAGUUGUUGAAGACCAUAUUUUACUCCCUACUGAAGAGGAUACACAGGAAGUUGAGGUUACCUCCAAACCUAGAGAGCUUACAAGGCAGGGAACUGGAAGUAGUGAAGAGUACAUCCCAGAAAUAACUGGAGUUGAAUUUGAUGCAUUUUUAAUCCAAAAGCAAGCAGAACCUCAGUUUACAACAGAUUUUGAGACUAAAACUCACCCAGAAGACAAACAUCCAAAAUUCACAGCCGAUGUUGAAAUCGAUGAACAAGUUCUAAGAGAAAAGUCAGUUAAACCUGAAAUUGACUUUAAAGAGGAAUAUCAGUUCAAAACACCAAAAGAAGGUUACAUAAGUGACAGACAUUUUGGGGUUGAUAUGUCAGUAAGGACUGAAGAUGAAGUUUCAGAGUUGCCAGAUUCAGAAAUAGCUUCUUUGAUGUCUGAUAGAAAAGCAGAACUUGAGAGAAGGGACUCUGAUGUUUCACUUUCUGACAGAGAAUAUUCGGAUAAAGAUGACGAGAAUGUAGUCAUCUCAGACAGUGAUGCUGAGACAGAGUCACCAUUCACUACUAAACAAGUUAUCAAACUGGAUGAUGAAAAGGUUAAAAGUCCAAAAGAGAAAUCUGAAAGUUCUGAAGAAUCAUCUGAAGAAAAAUCUACUUCUUCUUCUACUGAAAGUAGUGGUAAAAUUUCUAAAGAGCCAGAAAAAGCAUUAGAUGUUAAAGUAACAGAACAGGUAGACUUAGAUGAAUCUUAUGAUGGAUCUGAAUCUCUGGGAGCUAUUCCAGCUAGAGUUUUUGGUGAUCAGUAUAUGCAAGAAAUUAAUAGAUUAAGAGAUGGACCAUUUUAUCAAGAACCAGAACAUUAUCAUACAACUGAAGACACUGAGAAGAUUGAUGUAAGUGCUACGGAUAUUGGUGCUAUUGAAACAGUUAAACCAGCAAUUUAUGAAAAGCCUGAAAGACAUAUUGUUGCAUCUGAAGAUGAAAGCAGUGAGAGUAGUGAUAGUGACGAAUCAGAUACACCAGAGAAAAAGAAAAAGUAUAUUCUAGACACAGAUGAACCUGGAAGUAAGGACAAACUUGGAGCAGUGCCAGAAAUUUAUAUGGCUGGUGAAAGUGAAGAAAGACCAACUGAUGGGGAAUAUCCAUAUGGAAAAGGUUUACCAGUACCAAGGUUGAGAUUAAAAAGAGAAUCUUCUGAUUCUGAGUCUGAUGUUCCUGGAGAAACAGACGAGUCUGUGCUUGAUGUUACAACUGAUCUGGAAACUACUGUAGAUUUAGACACCACACCGCAUAAAGGUGAAAGUCCUGAUGCUGUUGUACAUGUCUCAGAUAGAGACACACCAGGCAAGACAACUGAUGAGGAUUCUUCUACUAUCAAAGAAGAAUUUAUAACUCUGGUUGAUAGUUUGGAAAUGAGGCCAGAACAUGUAAUGGAGGUUAGAGAAUAUGUGUCAUCAGAAGAGGAUGAAGGACAGAAACCACAACCACAAGUGAGAGUUGAAGAGGAUAGGAGUGAAACCCCAGAAAUUCAUACAGGUUUUGCUGAAGAGUUAGAACUGUCCAGAAUAACUGAAGAUGAAGAACCACAGAGUGAUGAAACAUCAGAAUCUGAGUCAACAACAAGUGCUGAGAGUGUAAGACAAGUAGAUAUUCCAUUAAGGGAUGAAGUACUCCAAACUGUUCCUGAAGAAUCUGAGUCUGCUGAUGUUUCCAUGGAGAUUCCACAUGAAGGCGAGAUAAGCGAUACCUCAUUUGAUGUGGAAGAGAGUUUUAAUGUGGAAGGUCCAAUUGCGAGGUCCACAUUGGUUAGAGAAGAACACACACCACAGGAGAUCACCUUGGAGGAAGAGCCCAUUAAAACUGUUGAAGAAAUCAGUGUUGAACUUGAAGUACCAAGAUUCCUUCAAGAACUUUCUGACCAGGAAGUUACCGAGGGUGACACAGUGACCUUUAUUGUGAAGGUCGAAGGCAAACCAUUCCCAGAACUUACUUGGUAUCGUGAUGGUGUAGAAAUCCAGCCAGAUGAUCGCCAUGUUAUUGACAUUCGUGGAAACUUUGCUACUUUGAUAAUGAAGGACAUUCAACCAGAAGAUGACGCUGAAUAUUCCGUAAUGGCAACAAACAAAGCGGGAUCUGUUACAUCAAAAUGUGAACUCUUUGUUAACCCAUUAGGAGAAGCCCCAUCCUUCGUGUCAAGUAUCUCAGAUAUCGAAGUGGAACUUGACUCGCCAAUCAAACUCCAGUGCCAAGUACGUGGUACUCCCAAGAAAAUUACAUGGAUGAAAGACGGGGAAGAAAUCGACGGAGACAGAUUCAAGAUAGAUUCAGAGUGGACAAGUUACGAGGAGGAGAUUGUCAGUCUAACUAUUGAGAACUCGGUACCAGAAGAUGAGGGUGAAUACACUAUCAAGGCCGUCAACGAGAAAGGUGUAGCCACUAGUAGUGCAGAGGUUCUCGUUCACCUCGAGGCUCCUGUAUUUACCAAACAACUCACUGACGUAGUUGUUGAACUCUCGCAAACUGCAGUAUUUGAAUGUGUCAUAACUGGAAUACCAAAACCCAAAGUAUCAUGGCUUGUUGAAGACACUCCCAUAGAGGAGGGUCCUAAAUAUAGCACAAGUUACCAUGACAAUGUUGCGACCUUGGAGGUCAAGGACGUUUCUAUGGAUGAUUCACCAAUAUUUGUGACUUGUAAAGCAGAAAAUGUUGCCGGAGAGGCUCGUACCUCUGCAGAGCUGGCUGUUGAAGUUCCAAAACCAGAAAGCCCAGUGCCUGAAGAAACUGAAGAGGUGAAGAAAGAGGAAACUGCAGCUGUUAUCAAACCAGAAGGCAAGAAACCAGAGUUUGUCCUUAAGAUAAAAACACAAACGCUUGACGAGGGUGACCAGGUUGACUUCAACUGUGAGGUUGUUGGAGAGCCCAAACCAGACAUAAAAUGGCUGUACAAUGGUCAGGAACUGAAAUCAGAAGGCCGGUACAUGAUCUUCGAGGAGGAAUGUCUUCACCACCUGGAGAUUACUGAUAUUUUACCAGAAGAUGCGGGAGAGUAUAUUGUGGAGGUAGAAAAUACCCUCGGCAAGGCAACAUGCACAGCUCAACUACAAGUUAUCGAAAAACCCAAAGAAGAAGUACAAAAACUUGAAGCACCAAAAUUCACAAUUGAGAUUCAAACAGUAGAAACCACAGUUGGCGAGAAGGCCUUAUUCUUCUGCAAAGCCAAGGGCAACCCCAAACCAGACAUCCUCUGGUACAAGGAAGACAAAGAAAUCACCAAAGAGGACAAUAGAUUCACUAUUGAAUAUGGUGAUGAGGGGGAUUCCUCGUUACUAAUUAUAGAUGUUCUCCCAGAGCAUGAUGGGAAGUACAUGGCUGAGGCUAAAAAUGAGGUUGGAGCUGCCACAACAAAAGCUGAACUCUUUGUCCAUGACAAAGAAGAGACCUACGCACCAGAAUUCAUCAAAUCACCAACAGAAGUUUUAACCAGGGAACAUGACCGAGCCCAGUUUCUGGUCAAGGUCAUAGGCAUGCCUAGUCCUACAGUUAUCUGGAAGAAGGAUGACAAGCCCCUGGAUGACACAGAUCUAUACCACAUUGAGAGUUAUGAGGAUACAUACUGUUUUGAGAUCAAGGACACUGGCCCAGAGGAUGCUGGAACAUACACCUGUGUUGCCACCAACGAGGUCGGCGAGGCCAUAUGUGAAAUUCCUCUGGAGGUCAAAGGAGAAAAUGAGCUCAUUGUUGAACCUGAGGAGGUCACUCGUGAGGAAAGAAUUACCGAGUCACCUCUUGUCCUCAGAUCUCAGGAACUCUCACAACCACCAGAAUUUACUGAAACACUCACUGAUAUUACUGCUAUGGAAGAAAAACCAAUGACCUUGACCUGUAAGGUUGUCGGCUUGCCAAGACCUGAAGUUGCUUGGCUCAAGGAUGGUAAGGAUCUGAUAGUGACCCCCAACAUCAAGCAGUCGUAUGACGAGGACACAGCCGUCCUCACCAUCAACAAAAUGUCCAUGGAUCUAGAUGGCGAGUACAAAUGUAUCGCAGAAAAUUCCGCUGGUACAUCAGAGACCACUGCUAAAGUUGUUGUGGAAGGUAAAAUGGAGGCUCCAGAAUUCACAAGACCUCUUGCUGACAGAGAAUGCCGUGAAGGAAGACCUGUCAAGUUCGAAUGUGCCACCAAAGGCAUUCCUAAACCUGAAGUUAAAUGGUUCAUCAAUGAUCAGCCUAUUGAGCCAGGCCUGAAGUUCCACACAGAACAACGUAAAGGAUUUGCUGGAGACGUUACACACAGUCUCAGCAUUGACAACACAGAGGUCGACUAUGCCGGCAAGGUCAAGGCUGUUGCUACAAACAAAGCUGGUGAUGUCGAAACCAUGGCAACACUCACUGUAGAAGAGAAGAAAGAAACACCCAAAUUUGUACGUAAACUUGAGAACAUUGACACCAUUGAAAAACAGACUAUAACCUUCGAGACAGAGGUCACAGGAAAACCCAAACCUCACGUCACAUGGUCGAGAGGCAAUGUUGAGCUGCAGAACACGGAGGAUAUUGUUAUUGAGGCAACAGACCGUGUCCACACAUUGACCUUGAAGAAUGUCAAACCCUCUGAUGCUGCCCUCUACAGUGUCAAGGCCCACAACCCAGCUGGUCAAACAUCCUGCAGUGCUCGUCUCAAAGUUGCACCGGCAAGACGUCCAAGCUUCUUGCGUCGUAUGUCAGACAUCCUUGCCCCAGAGAGUGGUGAAGCCAAAUUUGACUGUAAGGUUGAGGGAUUCCCAUUACCAGAGGUCAAAUGGUUCCUAAAUGACAAGGAGCUGGAACCAAGUGACACAAUAGUGAUGGAGCAGAAGAAGGACGGAACAUGUGUACUCACCAUAAAGGACGCAAGCCCCGACAUGCAGGGUGAGAUUCGAGCUGUAGCUGCCAAUGCUGGUGGAGAGGAUCUGUGCGCAGCCUCCCUUGAGGUCAGAGGUCAAGCUCCCACAUUUGAGGAAACUCCAAUUAAGUGUACUAUCCUUGAAGGAGACACAGCCAUUUUCAAAAGCCUUAUCAAGGGUGAACCAUCUCCUACUAUUGAGUGGUCCAAGGGCAAAUGGUCCAAACUGAAACCUUCCGAUAAAUACAAUAUCUACAAAGACGAGAAGACAGGUGAAGAUGUUUUCGAAAUCAAAGACAUCAAGAAGAAGGAUGCUGGUACAUACAACGUUAGUGCUACCAAUGAGCACGGCACUACACAAGUGGCGGCUACGCUGAUUGUUACCUCCAGUCCUGAAGAGGCAGAAGAUUGGAAGGCUGCUCUCAAACACAGGGAGUAUGACAGAGAAAGUGCUGAGAUUGAGGCAGACUGGUUACCUAGUCUGAAACAUGUAGAAGGAGAAGAAACCUCUCCAGAAAAAGAAAAAGAAAAACAACUUAUCAAAGAAAAAGAGGAACCAGUCGCUUACCAGAUUCUUCAGAAGCGUAGAAUGUCUGAGCUUGAAGGUAAACGUGAGCCUGUCACUAUUGAACCAAUCGAGCGUGAGAAGACUGACCUAGAUAUGGCUGCCCCAACCAAACUGGAGAAGGAAGCAGCUCCGACAGAGGAAAUAGAGAAGAAACCAUACCAACGUGAACCUAAAGAACUCACUGUUGAUAAGGUUGAUGCUGAAGAACUACUUAUUCCAAAAGUCAAGUGGGAAUGGACUACACCACUCAAAGAUGUCAAGGUCAAAGAGACAGAAUCUGCUGACUUUGAGUGCGAGUUCUCUAUAGCAGACGUCAACGUUACCUGGACUGUGAAAGGGGAACCAGUCGAGGCUAGUCCCAAAUACAGUAUGACCUCAGAGGGCAAGAAACACCAGCUCACGGUAGCUAAAUGUCGUCCUCGUGAUGAAGGCGAGAUCACAUGCUCAUAUUCUGACUUCACAACCACUGCUAAUCUUAAUGUGGAAGCAAUGUUCAAGGAGUUCACCAUGCAGCUUGGUGAUACCACAGCUGUCGAAAACACUGAAGCCACGUUCACAUGUGAAACUAACGAUGAUGAAACUGAGGUCACCUGGAUGCUUGAUAACAAGCCGCUCCCUGACUCAGACAAAUACAAGACACGUAGUGAAGGAACUACGCACACUCUCACAAUCUCUGACUUAACACCUAAUGAUAACUGCGAUGUCUCGGCAACAUUUGGAGACCAAUCAACAUCAGCUAAACUUGUUGUUGAAGAAGUAUCGGCCAAUUUCUCGGUACCUCUGUCAGAUGUUUCUGUCCUGGAGAAAUCUUCUGCAGAAUUUUCAUUCGAAUUGUCACUUCCUGUCGACAAAGUCCGCUGGUUUUUGGACGAUGUUGAACUUAGACCAAAUAAUAAAGUGGAGUUUAUGGAUGACGGCAAAGUGCACAAACUGAUCUUUAAAGACGUUGACGUGACUGACGAAGGUCAAGUUAGCGUUCUUGUUGGAGACAAAAAAUCUACAGCAAAUCUAUUUGUUCAGGAAUUAUCACCAGACUUUAUAAAACCACUUUCAAAUGUCACAGUUAAAGAACAUGAAAAUGUUGAAUUUGUUACGGAAGUGAACAAGGAAGGAGUUACCGUGAAAUGGUUUGUCGAUAACAAAGAGAUAGAAGAGGAUGAAAGAUUUGAGAUUUACUCAGAGGGUCGCACACAUAGUCUGAUCAUUAAGAAUGCUGUAAUGCCGGACUCUGGUGAGAUAAUGGCCAGAGUAGAGGGCAAGACACAGAAGGCUAUCCUCGAAGUACAAGAAAUCCCAGUUGACAUUGUUGCCGAGCUUACUGAACAGCACGUGGAGGAACACAAGGUCUCAUAUUUCACGUGCGAAGUCAACAAACCUGAUGUUACUGUCACCUGGCUGAAAAAUGGAAAAGAAAUAGUUCCAAGCAAGAAACAUGAAUUACUGGAUGAUGGUACUACACACACUCUUGCUAUCAUAGAUACCGACCAGUCUGACGUAGGCGAAUAUUCCGUCGUUGUAGGUGCUAAACAGAGCUCAGCACAGUUACACCUGGAUGGACAUAUAAUGAGUAUGGUACCAGUCCAGAUACUGUCAGCACUACACCAGUCAGAAAUGCAUCAGAACCAGUCUGUUAUAUUCACAUGUCACUUGUCCCACGUAAACGUGCCGGUCACAUGGUACCGAGACGGGGUAGAAAUAAGUGAUAACACAAAAUAUACAAUAAAAGUACUGGGAACUUUGCAUAAACUGUGUAUCCAUGACUUAGAUUUGUGUGACGAGGCUGUCUACACUAUAAAAGUAGACAGUACAGAAAAAUCUUCCUCCGCAAUGCUAUUUUUAGAAGAAAGCCCUAUAAAUGUCUCUCUGACACUUAAACGUCACCACGAAGAACAUUCACGCUAUACUGAGCAGCUUGCAACUUUCACGUGCAUGACCUCAAAAAUGGCUGUUGAGGUCACAUGGUCUAAAGACAAAGAUGUUGUAGAGCCGAGUAGUAAGUACGAGAUCCACCAGAUUGGACAUGAACAUACACUUACUGUGCAUGACCUAUGCAUGUCUGACUUUGGCGACUAUGCCGUUUCCAUUCGAGGUUUAAGAAAACAUCCACAUAGUCAUGGAAUGAUAGAGCCCCCAACCCAGUUCAUUAUUCCCCUCAAUGAAGUCACAUGCCAGGAAGGUGAAGAUGUGACCUUCACAUGCGAGAUUACAGAUGACAAGAUCCCUGCACGUUGGUACAAGGAUGACGAGAAACUGCAGCCGUCAGACAAGCAUGUGAUGAAGAAAGAUGGCCGCAAACACUCCCUGACGAUUAAAAAUGCAACGUUAGAGGAUAGGGCCGAGUAUACCAUCGAACUUAAGGACAGGAAAAGCUCUGCUCCUCUAUUUGUGGAAGAAACUCCUCUGGAGUUCACAAUGCCAUUACAAGAACAGAUGGAAUGUGUUGAAGGAGAUACUGUCACUCUCGUCUGUGAGGUCAACAAACCCAACAAGCCGGCAAUGUGGUUACGUGACGGAGAACAGAUUACUGCUGCUGACGGAGUGGAGAUCACUGUGGAUGGUAACAUACACAAACUGUUGAUACGCAGAGCAUCUCUCGAUAGCGAGGCAGAAUACACAUGUAUGAUCAACAAUAUUGACACCACAACUAUGCUCUAUGUUGAAGAACCAGCUGCCGAGUUCACCCACAAACUUAGAGAUGUCUCCGGCCAGGAGGGUGACGACAUUGAGAUGUAUGUCGAGUUGAGCCGACCAGAUGUACCGGUCAACUGGAUGAAGAACCGUAUGCCACUAAAACCAAGUGAGAGAAUCCACAUUUUGUGUGAACGUUAUCGCCAGGUUCUUCAGAUCUUGGAUGCAAUUCCGGAAGAUGAGGGUGAAUAUACGGUCUGCCUACCAGACAAGUCGGAAUCCUCAGCAGUCGUCAAAAUCAAAGAAAAAGCUCCAGAAUUCAGUAAACCACUUGAUGACCAGACAGUCAAGGAAAAAGAGACUUUGACCUUGACCUGUGAACUCAACAAACCAGAUGUCCCAGUCAAAUGGUUGAAAAAUGGAAAAGAAAUCAAACCCGACAACAGAAUUAAUUUCUCUGUUGACCAAUACCAACACCAGCUGGUCAUAGCUGAUGUCACAUUGAGUGAUGCUGACAAAUACACUUGUGUUUGUGGGGAUGUUAGCACAGAAUGUACCAUUAAGGUUGAAGAACUCCCAGUAGAAUUCGCAAAACCACUUGAUGAUCAAACAGUCAAGGAAAAAGAGACUCUGACCUUCACCUGCGAACUGAACAAACCAGACAAGUCAGUGAAGUGGCUGAAGAAUGGAAAAGAAAUAAAACCAGACAAACGUAUUAAAUUCUCUGUUGACCAAUACCAACGUCAGCUCAUCAUAGCAGACGUCACUUUGAGUGAUGCAGACAAAUACAAAUGUGUUUGUGGGGAUGUCAGCACAGAAUGUACCAUUAAGGUUGAAGAACUCCCAGUAGAAUUCACUAAACCACUUGAUGAUCAAACAGUCAAGGAAAAAGAGACUUUGACCUUGACCUGCGAGCUGAACAAACCAGACAAAUCAGUGAAGUGGCUGAAGAAUGGAAAAGAAUUAAAACCAGACAAACGUAUUAAAUUCUCUGUUGACCAAUACCAACGUCAGGUCAUCAUAGCAGACGUCACUUUGAAAGAUGCAGACAAAUACACUUGUGUUUGUGGGGAUGUCAGCACAGAAUGUACCAUUAAGGUUGAAGAACUUCCUGUGGAGUUCACCAGACCUCUCACAGACCUUCAGUUCAAAGAGAAAAAGAAGCUGACCUUGACCUGCGAACUUAACAGACCAGAUAAAUCUGUCAAAUGGUUGAAGAAUGGCGAAGAAAUCAAACCAGACAAACGCACCAAGGUCUCAGUUGAUCAAAACCAACAUCAGCUUGUUAUAGCUGACAUCACUCCUGAAGACGAAGGCAAAUACACUUGUGUUUGCGGGGAUGUCAGCACAGAAAGUACCAUCAAGGUUGAAGAACUGCCUGCAGAAUUCACUAAACCACUCAAGGAUAAAAAAGUCAAAGAGAAGGAGGCAUUGACCUUGACCUGUGAACUCAACAAACCUGACAAACCAGUCAAAUGGCUGAAGAACGGUAAAGAAAUUGUGCCAGAUGACAGAAUUAAUUUCUCUGUUGACCAAUACCAGCACCAGCUGGUUGUAGCAGAUGUCACUUUGAGUGAUGCAGACAAAUACACUUGUGUUUGCGGGGAUGUCAGCACAGAAUGUACCAUUAAGGUUGAAGAAUUGCCAGUUGAAUUUACCAAGCCUCUCACUGACCAGACUGUGAAGGAGAAGGAGACUUUGACCUUGACCUGCGAAGUGAACAAGCCAAACGCCACUGUCAAAUGGUUGAAGAAUGGCAAAGAUAUUAAACCGAAUGACAGAAUUAACUUCUCUGUUGACAUGUAUCAGCACCAGCUGGUGUUAACUGACGUCACUUUAGAGGAUGCAGCCAAAUACAGAUGUGUUUGUAAGGAUGUCAGUACAACUUGCACCAUCAAAGUGGAAGAAUUACCAACAGAAUUUACUAAACAACUUGAGGACACUAAGACACAUGUGAAGGAAACAGUCACCCUCACAUGUGAGCUUAACAAACCUAAGAAAUCUGUCAAAUGGAUGAAAGACGGCAAACCACUGCGGCAGACGAGAAACAUCAAAUUUUCAGUAGAUGCCUAUACUCACCAGCUGGUGUUUACAGACAUCACGUUACAGGAGACUGGAACAUACACAUGUAUGUGUGGCGAUGUCUCAACAUCCUGUACUCUGACUGUUGCAGAAGAACCAGUGAAGAUUACCAAGCCUCUGUCUGAUGCUGAAGUUGAUGAGAAAGGGGAGGUAACUCUUACAUGUGAAAUCAACAAACUUGGCAAGAAACCUGUCUGGUUCCUUGACGAUGAGGAAAUCAAGCCGAAUGACAGGGUCAAGGUCACUUCAAGAGGACUGGUUCACAAGCUUACAAUCCAGACUACAAAACUUCACGAUGAAGGAAAAUACACAGUGGCAUUUGAUGAUGUGAAAUCAACAGCUAACUUAACAGUCAAACCACUACCAGUAGAGUUUGUUGCUCCAUUACGCGAUGUUGAAGCUGCCCAGAAGUCAUCGGCAGCUCUUGAAUGUGAAGUUAACAAACCGGAUGCUGAAGCCAAGUGGACUAAAGAUAACCAGCCAAUCAGCAUCUCCGAUGGUUAUGACAUCAGACAUGAUAAGACACGUCACUCACUCCACAUUGAUGAAGUUAAACCCGAAGAUAGCGCAGAAUACACAAUCACUGUUGACGAUAAAUCAAGCACAGCCCAACUCAAGGUCAAAGAUGAGGAAGUGAAGUUUACUGUACCACUUGAGGACAAAAAGAUUCAGGAAGGAGAGGACGUCACACUUGAGUGUACUGUGUCCCAACCUGACCUCACUGCAGAGUGGAGAAAAGACGGCUCCCCGGUUGAAGCCACAGAGAGAAUCAAACCCAAGUCGGUUGACACAACCCACACUCUGCACAUUGAGAAUGUCAGUUCUGAAGAUUCUGGUGAAUAUGAAGUCCAAGUUGGUGACACCACCUCUAAAUCUUCUAUACAAGUAGAAGAAACACCUCUUGAGUACAUUCGCAAACUGUCCGAUAUUGAUGUGGGUGAACUGCCAGGUACUGCCACAUUUGAGUGUGAACUCAACAAAGACAAUGUACCAGUCAAAUGGUACCGUGACAACAAAGCCCUGGUACCCAACAAGAAAUACAAGAUGAUUGAUGAUGGGCCGGUCCAUAAGUUACAGGUCAAUGACAUUGAUGGCGAAGACGAAGGCAAAUACUGGGUCAUCGCUAAUGGACUCAAAUCAGAGGCCUCACUGUUUGUUGAAGUACCCCCUGAACUAUUUUUGGACAAGAAAUUUGAGGAGACAGUUACACUCAAACGUGGCCAGUCCACUGCCUUUGAGAUACCGUUCAAGGGCAGUCCGCAACCUACUGUCACCUGGUUGUAUAAUGGUGGAGAACUUCCAGACAAAAAGAGAAUGGAGGUACAGACAAUCCGAAACAUGACCACUUGUCGACUGGGUAAAGUUAUCCGGACUGAUGCGGGCGAGUACACACUCACACUCGAGAAUACAGUUGGAAAAACUUCCCUGACAAUUACACUCAAUGUACUCGAUAAACCAUCUGCACCACAAGAUGUUUCUGCUAACAAUGUCACAGCAGAGUCAUGUGACUUACACUGGCAGCCGCCCAAAGACAAUGGUGGCAGUGAAAUCAAGCAGUACGUUAUUGAGAAACGUGAAGCAAACCGACGAUCCUGGAACAAAGUGGGCACAAGUGCUACACUGGAAAUGACAAUACCAAAACUGACCAAGAACAUACAGUAUGUUUUCCGAGUGGCCGCUGAAAAUGAGGUCGGCAUCGGAGAAUUUGCUGAAUUACCAGAACCUGUGACUGCAAAGGACAGCUUUGUUGUACCGGAUGCACCAGAAGCACCAACUGUGAGUGAGAUAUUGAAGGAUUCUGCUCUUGUUGCUUGGCAACCACCAAAGAAUGAUGGCGGCUCUCCUGUGAUUGGCUAUCAUCUUGAGAGAAAGACUGAUGUUGCAUCUCGCUGGAUCAGAGUCACUAAGAAGCUUGAACCAGAGACAAGCAUGCGUGCAAAUGACUUGGAAGAAAGCCUGACAUAUCAGUUCAGAGUUAUUGCUGAAAAUAAGGCAGGCCCAAGCAAACCAAGCGAGCCCUCACAACCAUUCAAGGCAAAGGACCCAUGGGGUAAAUACAAACCAUCACGACCAGGUGCCCCAGAAAUCAUGGGAACAGAUAAAUCAUCAGUUGCUCUCAAAUGGUCACCGCCCUCAACAGACGGUGGUGAUUCUGUUGAUUACGUCAUAGAGUAUCGCCGUCAAGGUUCAUCAACUUGGAAACGUGCCAACAGUGUACCAGUACAAGAAACCAACUUCAGCGUAACAGGUCUGAAAGAAGGUGACGAAUAUGAGUUCCGAAUCACAGCACAGAACAAAGCAGGACUCGGACCAUCCUCCGAGAUUUCUGAAGCAGUGAAAGUGGAAGCUCCUCUGGUUGGAGUACCUCCCAAGAUUUUGGAACCAUUAAGUGACGUUGUAGUUGUUGCACCAAAAGACGCCAUCUUGGAAUGUGACCUUGACCUUGGUGAACCAGAAUCGGAUAUCAAAUGGUUCAAGGGCAACAAAGAGGUCAAGAAGAGUCCGAAAUACGAGAUGAGUUAUGAGGACGAAGUUGCUGCCCUUGUCAUUCACAAAACUGAACCUGAUGACACAGGAACCUACAGUCUCCAGGCAACCAACCCACUGGGCAAGGUCAAAUCAGAGGGCAGUCUAGCUGUACACACACAUCCCAAACUUGACUAUGACAACCGUCUUAAAGGUGUUCAGAACAUUAAAGCUGGUACCACUAUAUCACUGCCAGUCAACACAAGUGGAAUCCCCAACCCUGAGAUUGCAUGGUUCUUGGAUGAGGAACCGAUUGAGAAGUCAGCUAGGGUUACCAUAGAAAUCACAGAUGAUAAGACGACCUUGACAAUCAAGAACACGACCUUGGAUGAUACUGGACUUUACACAGUUGAAGCUGAGAACAGUGUCGGAAAGGCUAUGGCUGACUUUGAAGUCAAUGUUAGAGACAAACCAUCCAAGCCACAAAAUCUGGCAGUGUCUGAGGUGAUGAAGGACUCCAUUGCAUUGGCAUGGCAACCACCAACCAGCAAUGGCGGUUGUGACAUCACUGCUUACAUCAUUGAAAAAAGAGAUGCCAAGAGGAAUACAUAUACACAAGUUGAGAAGGUCACUGGAUUGACCAAUACCUAUGCAGUACAGAAACUUUUAGAGGGAAAUGAGUACUACUUCCGAGUAUCUGCUGAGAAUGAGAUUGGCAAGGGAGAACCAGCUGAAAUGGAAACACCAAUCAUGGCUAAAUGUCCAUUUGAUGUUCCAGAUUCCCCCAAGCAUCUCCAGGCAACAGAGGUCACAAAGUCAAGUGUGACCUUGACCUGGGAGAUCCCACAGAAAGAUGGCGGUUCACCUAUUACUGGCUAUGUAUUGGAACGCUGCCAACUGCCUGGUACCCGCUGGGUGAAGGCAAGCAAGAAGCCGAUACCGGACACCAUGUUAACAGUACCAGAUCUGUAUGAAAACACAGAAUACCAGUUCAGAGUUUCUGCUGUAAAUGCCAUUGGUGUUGGAAAACCAUGUGAACCAACCAGCCCAAUAAGAGCCAAGGAACCAUACGACAAACCAAGUGCUCCUGGUGUGCCAAACAUCACUGAAGUUACAAAUACCUCAGCCCUCCUGGAAUGGACCCCACCCAGCAAAGAUGGUGGAAGCCCAGUCUCCAGCUAUUUCAUUGAAUACAAACCAGUCUCUGGUAAGAAAUGGCUCCCAGCUAACAAAGGAGAGACAAUGCCAGAAACCAGCUUCACAGUGACAGACCUACCAGAAGGUGAAGUUUGUGAGUUCAGAGUCACUGCUGAAAACAAGGCAGGACUUGGAAAACCUUCAGAUGUUUCAGAAAAGGUCACAAUAAAAGCUCCAGUUGUUGGUGAAGCACCGUCUGUCCUGGAAGGUCUUCCUGACGUGUCUGUUCUACUUGGAGAGAACACAUACAUGGAAUGUAAGAUCAGUGGGGAACCAGAACCUACUAUUGCCUGGUUCCGUGACUCUAAAGAAAUUACUGAGAGCAAGAAAUACCAGUUUGAUUACACAGAUCUCGUUGCCUCGAUCAAGAUCAAGGAAGUUACUGAGAAAGAUGCUACCAGUAUUACAUGCGAGGCAUCCAAUGACCUUGGCUCUGUUAAAACUACUGGACAAAUUGAAGUUCAGGACAAACCAAAACUCGAUUAUGACAAUAAAUUCCGUGACAUUGUGACCUUGAACUCUGGAUCAACCUUGAAGAUACCAGUCAAGGUUUCUGGUCUUCCUAAGCCUUCAGUGACAUGGAGUAAGGAUGAGAAACCAGUCAGAUCACAUGGACGCUUGACCCUUGACAUUAGUGACAAAGCAACAACAUUGACCUUGAAGAAGGUCACCAGAGAGGAUGAUGGGUUAUACUCAGUUCUGGCUGAAAAUGAGGCUGGACAAGCAUCUGCCAAAUUUGACAUUGAAGUCAUUGACGUCCCAGAGAAACCUGAAAAUCUCAAGGUGGAUGAGGUGACCCGUGACAGUGUCAUGUUGUCAUGGCAACCACCAAAAGAUGAUGGAGGUACUGACAUAUUAUCUUAUAUCAUCGAGCGCCGUGAUCAAGGUCGCUCCAUGUGGAUGAAGGUCACGACUGUUGAUGCCGCGGAAAUAACAUACUGUGUUAAAGAUCUUGUUGAAGGAAAGGAGUACUUUUUCCGUGUCUCGGCCAAAAAUGAGGUCGGAAUAUCGGAACCAACUGAAAUGGACAAAGCAGUAACACCUAAGAGUGGAUUUGAAGUACCCUCAGCUCCAGUAGGUCCACUGGAUGUCUCUGAUAUCACAGCUGAGAGUGUCAAAUUGUCAUGGCAACCACCUAAACAAGAUGGUGGAACUCCAAUCACAAAAUAUCUUGUUGAGAAAUGUGAUACAAAGAGAAUGGCCUGGAGUCCAGUAGCAGAGGUUGAUGGUAACACAUUGAGCCAAACAGUCGGAAAACUGAUCGAAGGUCAGCCAUAUUUGUUCCGUGUGUUGGCCAUUAAUGCUGAAGGUCAGAGCAAACCACUCCAGACAGAUGUGGAAAUUAAACCAAAGAAACCAGCAGAAGCGCCAGGUAAACCAGUGGGCAACUUGACCUUCACUAAACCAACCAAAGACAGUGUAGUCCUUAACUGGAAAGCACCAAAGAAAGAUGGUGGUGCUCCAAUCAAAUCGUACAAGAUUGAAGUGUCAAAUGACGGCAAAACUUGGACUGAUCUAACAACAGCCAAUAAAACGGCUACACAGUUCACGGUGAAGGACCUGGAAACUGGAAAGGACUAUUACUUUAGGGUAUCAGCUGAGAAUGAUGUUGGUUAUGGUGAAAGUGUAACAUCUGAUGUGUUUAAACCUGUCAAACCAAUAGAAGCACCAGAGAAACCUGAAUCUGUGGAAAUUCUGGAUGUGCAGAAGACCUCCAUGAAACUCCAGUGGAAACCCCCAACUCAAGAUGGUGGUUCACCAAUCACAGGCUACGUCAUUGAGAAACGUGAUAUGAAGCGACCAACAUGGACAAAUGCUGGCAAAGUGCCAAAAGAUGUCACUGAGAUCACUGUAGACAAGCUUCUAGAAGGCUCAGAGUACCUGUUCAGGGUCAUGGCAGAGAAUAAGAAAGGUCAAAGCAAACCAUGCGAGACCAAAGCACCUAUUGUUGCCAAGAGUCCCUAUGAUGUACCAUCUCAACCAGUUGGACCAUUACUUGUUGACAAUAUUACCCAGGAUUCUGUUGAGUUGUCAUGGCAACCACCAACUUCAGAUGGAGGCUCACCAAUCAAAAACUACUUAAUAGAAUACAAACAACCAUCCAAAACAAACUGGGUGAAGGGAGGAACUACCGAUGGUUUGACAACAGAUUUUACAGUCACAGGAUUGAUGGAUGGAAUAGAAUACCUGUUCCGUGUGUCAGCCAUUAAUGAUGAGGGACAGAGUAAACCACUAGAAACAGAAAAAGCUGUUAAACCACAAAAGCAAAUAGCUCCACCCAGUGCCCCAGAAGAUCUUACUGUUGUCAAGGUUGACAAAGACUCUGUUACUAUUGAAUGGAAGAAACCUGCCAAAGACGGUGGCUCUAAACCCACAGCCUUCAUUGUCAGCAAGUGUGAGGCCAAAUCUGAUGAGUGGGUCAAGGUUGCGACCUUGAAACCACAAGAAAUGGUGUACAAGUUCAAGGACUUGCCAGAAAAGAAGUUCUACUUCUCGGUGGCAGCAGAGAAUGCCGCUGGUGUAGGUCCUGCUGCAGAGACUCAGAAAGCAGUGAAACCUGAAUACCCAUUAGGUCCACCAAGCACACCAGUUGGUCCACUUACAGCCUCUGAUAUUGACGGCACUGAGCUCACGUUGUCAUGGAAACCACCAGAGCAUGAUGGUGGUUUACCUCUCACAGGAUACUUCAUAGAGAAACGUGAAGGGUUCAAACAGUUCUGGGGUAAGGUAGCAAGAAUACCUGCUGAUACAGAGAAAUACCGUGUGACAGACUUAACCGAAAAUACAAACUAUCUGUUCCGUGUGUCUGCUGAAAAUAAAGAAGGCACAAGUAAACCAUUGGAGAUGAAGGACUCGGUUACACUCAAGAGUGCUUACAAACCUCCUGACCAACCAGUUGGACCAAUCAAAAUAUCUGAUGUAACACAAGACUCAGCAACAUUGACCUGGAAACCACCACAUGAUGAUGGUGGAUCACCAAUCACUGGCUACAAUAUUGAGUACCGAGACUCACGCCAUCCUUCCUGGACAAAGGCCGGUUCUGUAGAUAAAGACACUACCUCAUGGACACAGUCCAAGCUUCUAGAGGACAAUGAGUAUAUCUUCAGGGUCACAGCGGUCAACAAGAAAGGUGAAAGUUCACCACUGGAAGCACAGGAAACUGUGAAAUUAAUGAAACCUCUAGCUGCCCCAGGCAAACCAGAGGAUGUAAAGGUGAAGGACGUUAAGAAUGACACAGUGACCUUGGCCUGGAACAAACCAAAGGAAGAUGGUGGAUCCAAGAUCGAAUCUUACUUCAUUUUAAUGAAGGAAGACGAUGAAGAGUACAAAGAAAUUGCAAAACUCAAAUCUUUUGACAAUGAUUACAAAGUAAAAGGCCUUCAACCUGGCAAAAACUACAAGUUUGCAGUUGUUGCUGGAAACAAGAUUGGCAGGGGUGAAGCCAUGGAAACAAGCACUCCAACUGUUUUGAAGAAGAAGGCAACAAAACCAUCAGCACCAGUUGGACCUAUCGUGUUCUCUGAUAUUCAGAAAACAUCUGUAGUUAUCUCAUGGAAACCAUGCGAAGAUGAUGGUGGAUCACCACUGACUGGAUACUACAUCGAGAUGAGGGAGUCACCAAAAACUACCUGGAGUAGAGUGACAACUGUGAAUGCUGAUAUUACAUCUUAUUGUGUACAGAGACUGAAGGAUAGACAAGAAUACUUCUUCAAAGUGUUUGCCGAGAACAAAAUUGGCAGAUCAGACGCUCUGGUCUCUGAUGGUGUUACAGUCAAGUCUCCAUUUGAUGUACCAGAUGCCCCUGAAGGCCCAGUAGAAUUCAGUGAGGUCACUAAAGACUCUGUAACAAUGUCAUGGAAACCACCGACCAAAGAUGGCGGCUCAGAAGUUACCGGGUAUGUGAUUGAACAGCGUGACACACGUAGAACAACGUGGGUAAAAGCUGGUGCAGUGAAUGGUAGAACAACAUCAUACACUGCAACGAGACUGAUAGAGGACAAUGAAUAUAUGUUCAGGAUCACGGCAGAGAACAAGGAAGGUCCUAGUGCCACCUUGGAAUCACCACCUGUGAAACCCUGCAAACCUAAAGCUGUACCAUCUGCACCAACACUGCUCACAGUGCAAGACAGGAAACCUAACAAUGUGACCUUGACCUGGAAACCACCUAAAGAUGGUGGCAGUGACAAGAUGCAGGCUUAUCACAUCUUUGUAAGGGAAGGAGAGGGAAAAUGGUUUGGUGUUGGAAAGGUGAAAGCCUUUGAUAUGGAACAUAAGGUGGAGAAUCUGAAAACAGAUAAACCAUACUUCUUUGCCGUCUGUGCAGAAAAUUCUGUUGGCAAGGGACCAUUGGCUGAGACUGAUACACCCACUGUACUGAAGAAAAGAACAGUUGCUCCAUCCCCGCCAGUUGGACCAAUAGAAUUCUCCAACAUCCACCGUAUCUCGGUUACAGUUGCCUGGCAACCACCAGAGGAUGAUGGAGGGGCAAAGGUCAAAGAGUAUAUUCUCGAAGCCAAGGAAGCUACAAGAACAUCAUGGACAAAGGUUGCGACAGUGAGCUCUGUCAGUACAUCAUAUGAUGUUGAGAAACUCAAAGACAAGCAGGAAUAUGUAUUCAGAGUUUCAGCAGUGAAUUCCAUUGGACAGUCAGAACCUCUUGUGUCAGAUAAAGUCCAGCUGACUUCACCCUAUGAUGUUCCAUCUAAACCUGUUGGACCACUCAAUGUAUCAGACGUCACAGAGUCGUCUGCUGUGUUGUCAUGGCAACCACCAGCAUAUGACGGCGGAGCACCUGUCAAGAACUACGUCAUAGAGAGUAGGGAAGGCAUAUCUGGAGUAUGGAAGAAGGUUGCCGAUGUCCGUCCAACAGAGAACAAGUACAAGGCAGACAAAUUGAGGAUUGGCAGUGAUUAUGACUUCCGCGUCAUAGCUGUCAAUGCUGAAGGUCCUAGUGAACCUCUACAGACCUCAGAACCAGUUGAAAUCAGAAAGAAAAUUGGUGAACCAGACGCCCCUGCUACUCUCAAGGUCACAAAGAUUUCCCCAGACUCAGCUGACCUCAAAUGGACUCCAUCCACUAAAGAUGGAGGGUCAAAGAUCAAAGGUUACCAUAUUUACAUGGCAACUACCCCUGGAGAAUGGACAGAGGUCAGUCAGACAAAGGCAUUUGAUGAGAAAUUCACAGUUCCGAACCUGACAGAAGGACAGUCGUACUACUUCGCUGUCGCUGCAGAGAAUGAAGCAGGCGUGGGACCCAAACAGGAACUGGACAAACCAGUCAUUGCGCAGAAACCUAAAGGAAAGCCUUCAGUCCCAGAAAGCCCAUUUGAUGUUGUCAAGGUCACUGAGGACAGUAUCAAGUUCUCAUGGCAACCAAGUACGACUGAUGGAGGUUCUCCAAUCACAGCCUAUGUCCUUGAAAUGAGAGAAUCUUGGAAAUCAAAAUGGCGAGAAUGUGGAAAAACUGAACCUGACACGUGUGAUUUCACUGCUAAGAAACUGAAGGAGGGAGAAGAGUACUUUUUCCGUGUUUGUGCGGAAAAUGCUGUUGGACAAUCAGACUUCCUUGAAAUGCCCAAACCAAUCAGAGCAGAGAAACCAAAAACUGCUCCAAGCCCACCACAGAAUCUAAAAGUAACCAAAGUAUUGCCGGACGGCACUGCUUACUUUGAAUGGAAAGCACCUGCCGAUAAUGGAGGAUCAAAGAUACAUCAUUACCAUGUCUACAUCGGUCAUGAGGAUAAGGACGACUGGAAAGAUGUUGAAACUACAGAUGGAUUCAAACUCAAUUCACAGGUGAAAGACCUUAAGUAUGAGAAAAAGUACAUUGUUGCAGUAACGGCUGAAAAUGAUGUUGACGAAAGCGAAAUGGCAAUGAUUUCAGAGCCAAUAAAAAUAGAUAGACCAAGAGAUAUUCCAUCACCACCAGUAGGUCCUGUUGUGUUCUCAAACAUUAACAAGACCUCAGCAACCAUGAGCUUCAAAAAGAGCAAGAGUGAUGGAUAUUCACCGAUAACACACUACAUUGUAGAUAUUAGAGAAAAGUUCAAACGUACUUACACCCACAUGACUGAUGUCAGAGCUGACCAAGACCUUACAUGUGAACUUACAAAUCUCACUGAGGGACAAGAGUAUCAGGUUCAAAUCCGGGCCGUAAACUCGGUUGGCACAUCAAAACCUUUGGAAUCUGAGAACACCGUCAAGCCAAAGAGCCCAUACAGUCCACCUUCUGCUCCAAGAAAUGUAAAAGCAAGGGACAUAACUACAAGUGGAGGUGUGCUUGAUUGGAAAGCACCAGAUAAAGAUGGUGGUGCACCAAUCUCAAAAUACUUUGUUGAGAAACGAGAAAAGACAUACGGUUCUUGGAAACCUGAAGGUACAGUUGAUGCUCCAACAACAACUCUGGAGUUGAAACGUCUUUCAGAAGGAGUGGAAUAUUACUUCAAGGUGUGUGCUGAAAAUGAGGCUGGCAAAGGGCCAUUCUCUGACAUGGCUGGGCCUUUCAAACCUGAAAAAGAAAAGAGUGUGCCUGACAAACCUGUUGGACCAAUCAAAUUCAAGGAUAUAGAUGCUACCAGCCUCACGAUGGAAUGGCAGCCACCCAAAAAUGAUGGUGGCUCCAAAAUAAGUGGAUACAAAGUCCAGGUCACUACUGACCAGAAGGUUUGGACUGAUAUUACAAUAUCCCAGAAGACAGUGUACGCAGCUAAACAAUUAGUUACUGACCAGACAUACCGCUUCAGAAUUUAUGCUUUCAAUGACAUCGGUGAAAGCAAGCCUCUUGACUCAGAUGAGGUUACCUGCGCUGUUCCUAAAGGAAAGCCAGGAAGGCCAUGUGAGCCUAUUGAGACUAAACCUCUCACCAAGGAUUCCUUGGAGUUGUCAUGGCAACAACCAGAACAUGAUGGGGGCUCUCCAAUCACCAGUUAUGUCAUUGAAAAACGUGACAAGUCUUACACUAGAUGGACACACCAUGAGAAAACAGCAGACGCAAACACGUCGGCCAUCUUGAAACGUCUUCAGACUGGUUCUGAAAUGUACUUCAGAGUGGCUGCUGUAAACAAGCUUGGUACUGGGGAACCACUAGAAAUGACUAAACCAGUCUUGAUCAAGAGUCCAUUUGAUGUCCCAUCUGCUCCAGUAGGACCACUUGCAGUAUCUGACAUUACAGAAAAUAGCUGUCUCCUGAAAUGGAAACCAUCUGAAAAGGAUGGCGGAAAACCAAUAACCAAAUACGUCAUUGAGAUCCGUGAGUCUCGCCGCAGCAUGUGGAGCCAGUGUGGCACAGUAGAACCCAACGUUACCAAAUUUAGCCCAAAGAAUAUAAUGAUUGGAAAUGAGUACUACUUCAGAGUGAAAGCUGUAAAUGAAGAGGGAGAAAGUGCCCCUCUCGAGACACAUGAUCUGGUGGUGCCAAAGAAAAAGAUUGAACCACCAAGUUCUCCACAGAAACUUACUAUCGAGCGUGUCACAGAUAAAGACGUCAGUCUUACAUGGCGUGCACCUAAAUCUGAUGGAGGAUCACGCGUUAAACAGUACAAAAUCUAUAAGAAAUCAGAUAAACCCGGUGGUGUGUGGGCGGAUGCUGGAACCGUUGAUUCUUUCAAAACAAACGCUACUGUCACAGGACUGUCACCUGAUGAGAAAUACCUGUUUGCUGUUAUGGCUGAGAAUGAAAUGGGUCUUGGUGAAAUGGCUGAAACUGACAGACCUACAAUGCUACAGAAACCUAUCACACCACCAGCAGCUCCAGAAGGACCAAUGGAGAUCAAGGACCUUACCAAAAAUAGUGCGACCUUGACAUGGAAGGAAAGUCCAGAAGACGGAGGAUCUCCAAUCACCCACUAUCUGGUGGAACAACGUGAAGCAUGGAAAACAACAUGGACCUAUGUGGAAAAGAAGAAAGCACCAGCUACUUCUCACAAAUUCACACGUUUGACUGAAGGUGCUGAAUACAUUGUACAAGUAAAAGCAGAAAACAAAGUAGGCCAGUCUGAACCAUUGGAGAGUGAGAAAUUCACACCAAGAAACUUAUUUGGCCCACCUACUGCUCCAAAAGGUCCACUUGCUGUCUCGGACAUCACGUCCAACUCUUGCAAACUUACAUGGAACGCCCCGGAGAGUGACGGUGGCAAACCACUCAAACAUUACAUCAUUGAGAAACGUGACUCCAAACGAUUCUCAUGGACAGAGGUUGAGACCAUCAGACCAAAGCACACCUCCAUUGAUAUAUCCCGCCUCAUUGAAGGUGUAGAGUAUGACUUCAGGGUAUUUGCAGAGAAUGAGGAAGGUAGAAGCCCUGCACUGGAAACAAAAGAAAAGAUCCUUUGCAGAAAAUCUGCAUCAAAACCAGACACUAUCAGUGGUAAACUACGUACCAGUGACCUUGGCCAGGAUUCUGUCACAUUGUCAUGGUUACCACCCCAGGAUGAUGGUGGCUCACCAAUCACCCGCUACAUUCUGGAAUCACGAGACACUGGAUCUCGAGACUGGAAACCUCUGGCUGAACUUCCUGCCAAAAAUAAUGACUAUACAGUGAAAGAUCUUGUGGAGGGUGAAGAAUACGAGUUCAGAAUAAUGGCAGAAAAUAGUGUUGGACGCAGCAAACCUGUACAGACAGAUUCAGCUGUGAAACCAUACAGAGAACUUGAAGCUCCAGGAUCCCCAACAGGACCUCUAGUUUCCAGCGACAUCACUAAGGAAUCCCUGACAUUGUCAUGGCAACCACCCAAGCAUGAUGGUGGCUCUCCAAUCACUGGUUACAUCAUUGACAGAAUUGAUCUUGACCAAGGUGGUUGGGUGCACAGUGCCCGUCUGCCGGCUGAUGUUACCUCUCACACAAUUGGAAAUCUUAUGAAGAACCAUCGUUACAACUUCAGAGUUUAUGCACAAAACAAAAUUGGUACAAGUGAACCAAUAGAAUUGGCUGAAGCAGUCAAAGUCACAAGUGGUAUAGAUGUGCCGUCUGCUCCAGAGAAAUUAAAGGUCCAGGACUUUACCAAUGACUCAGUCACUAUUCAGUGGUCUGCCCCUGCUUCCACUGGUGGAGCACCAAUCACUGGUUACACAAUUGAGAAACGUGACAUGAGCCGUCAACAAUGGAGCAGAGUUACUGGUGUUGAACCUAAGCAGACGACAUACACCAUUCCUAACCUCCUUGAAGGAAGAGCUUACUUGUUCCGUGUCAUGGCAGAGAACUCUGAAGGACUUGGGGAACCAGCUACUCUUGAAAAACCAGUGGUACCAGAACAAGAAGUCUGUGCACCAACUGCCCCUGAAUUACUUGAGGUUACAAGUCUAGAGAAAGAUUCUGCCUCACUGCGCUGGAAGAGACCCAAGUUUGAUGGAGGAGCCCCAGUUACAAACUACAUCAUUGAAAAACGUGAAGAAUUUAAAGAUGACUGGACCAAAGUCAAACAAGUUGACAACUUUGUGUUCAAUCACCAAAUCAGAGACCUAGUACCAGACAAGAAAUACUACUUCCGGGUCAGUGCUAAAAAUAGCAUUGGCAUUGGAGCACCAUGUGAAUUACAGGAACCAGUCAUUCCUAGCAGACCUGCUGAUAAGCCUGGUAAACCAACAGGACCAUUGGAAGUUAGCAACAUCACAGCCGAUCAUGUCAAGUUGUCAUGGCAACCGCCAGAGUACGACGGAGGAUCUCGCCUCACUGGAUACCUUGUUGAAAAGUCUGAGGCCAGACGUCCAAAAUGGUUGCGUGUUGCUCGUGUCGGACCCACAGAUUUGUCAGCAGAUUUAGACAAUCUUGUAGAAAAUACAGACUAUUAUUUCAGAGUUAUUGCUGAAAAUAAAAUGGGAGUUAGCUCCCCUCUUGAGACCUCCAAAUCUGUGAAACCAGUCAGUCCAUACAGUCCACCCAGUGCUCCAGUUGGACCAAUUAAAGUACUUCAAGUGACUCGUGACUCUGCAACCAUUCAGUGGGGACCACCUACUUCAGAUGGUGGCACUCCUAUUACAAGCUACCUUGUUGAGAAACGCGAGGGCACACGUCGUGCCUACAUUCACAUUGGCAAAACUGAUGCAGACAGAACCAAAAUUACGGUUUCCGGCUUGCGAGAAGAUAAUGACUACCAUUUCAAGGUGAUGGCCGAGAACAAAGUGGGAACCGGUCCUGGUCUAGAAACAGUGGAACCAGUCAUACCCAAGAGAAAAUAUGAAGUUCCACAGCCACCAACAGCUCUCAGAACCUCGGAUGUAGGCAAGAACUCACUGACACUGAGCUGGGAACCACCAUACGGCGACGACACAAUCACUGGAUACAUUCUCGAGAAGAAGAAAGAACACACUGAUGAAUGGUCUCGUAUUGCACGUGUACCAGGAAAAGUUCGCACACAUCAUGUUACAGGUCUUACAGCAGGGGGUGCUUUCCAUCUCCGCGUUUCAGCCGAAAAUCCCGCUGGAAUUAGCGAACCAACUGAAAUGCCAGUAGUUGUAGAACUCAAAGGAAGAAGAGAGAAACCAGGAGCACCUGCUAGAGCCCCUGAAAUCCUGGAGGUAGGACCCAGAUUCUGUGAGUUGUCAUGGGAACCCCCAGCAACUGAUGGUGGUUCACCAAUCACUGGUUACCAUGUGGAACGCGCUGAUCUGUCAGGCACACGUUGGAUGCCGGUUAACAAAACACCUGUCAAGGACACUAAAUUGAGACUCAGCGACCUGAUGGAAGAUAUUCCAUACACAUUCCGUGUACGAGCCGAGAACAAAGAAGGAUCUGGGGAACCCUCUCCAGCUUCAGAACCAAUAUACUGCAGUGAUAGAAUUGCGACUGCACCACCGAAGUUUGUGAAGGACAUCAGUGACCUUACUGUAUGUGAGGGCAAUGAAGCUGUUUUCACGUGCGAGAUCACUGGCAUGCCACGACCUGAGGUCACAUGGUACAAGAACUAUCGCGAGAUCUUUAGCGGACGUAAAUACCAAGUGAAAUCAGAUGGUACCAAAUACACACUGAUCAUCCGCACAACUGAAGAAACUGAUAUUGGUGGAAUUGAAUGCUAUGCCAGAAACAAGUUUGGUUCUGCAACAUCGAGAGCUUCACUGGACGUUGAAGCCCCACCAAAGAUCCAUGAUGUACCACCACGUUACUCUGAGGGUCUUAAGUUUGGAUGUGGAGACACAAUCCAUGCCCGUAUCAUGUUUACUGGCCGUCCAGCACCUAAGGCCUCCUGGACAAAGGAAGAGAAGACACUGAAAUCUGCCAAGCGAACAGAAAUCAAAAGUACUGGACGUCACAGUAUUAUCACAAUCAAUGACACAGACAGAGCGGACAGCGGUCUGUACAGACUGACCAUCGAGAACAAACUCGGCAAAGACACUGUGGAAUUCUCAGUUGCUGUCAUAGAUCGUCCUAAAGCACCACAAGGACCAACAAGAAUUGAAAAUACAUCGAAACACUCCGUAGACCUGACUUGGAGAGAGCCAGCUGAUAAUGGUGGUUCGGACAUCACUGGCUACAUCAUUGAGAAGUGUGACAUGACAACCAACAUCUGGCGUCGUGCCACUACGUCAAACACUACUGCCACAACUGUCAGCUGCUUGGAGGAACAUAAGGAGUAUAAAUUCCGAGUGAUUGCUGAAAAUUUGGUUGGAAUCAGUGAACCUGGACCUGAAUCUGACAUUGCUGUGACAAGAGAACAGACACCAGAUAUUGAUUAUGAUGAACUAUAUGAUUCAAAUUUCCGUGGCACUAAAGUUGACAUCGGUAAAAUCCGCGGAGAUGUCCUCGGCAAAUACAUCAUCUGUGAAGAACUAGGACGUGGAGCCUUUGGUGUGGUACACAGAGCCAUCGAGCGAGCCACAAGCAAGAACUGGGCAGCCAAGUUUAUCCACUGCAAGCCCCAGGAGAAAGAAAACGUGCGGCACGAGAUUGAUAUAAUGAACAGUCUACAUCACUCUAAACUGAUGCAGCUGCAUGAGGCAUUUGAUCAAGCUGGAGAAAUGGUCAUGAUUCUAGAAUUGUUGAGUGGUGGAGAGUUAUUUGACCGUCUGGUUCAGCAGGAAUAUGACUUCACAGAACAAGACUGUAUCACAUACAUGAGACAGAUUUGCCAGGGUGUCCGACAUAUGCACCAACAGAAUAUCGUACAUCUAGACUUGAAGCCUGAAAAUGUCAUGUGUGUCACCAAAGAUAGCACAGAUGUGAAGAUCAUUGACUUUGGUCUCGCUCAGCGUCUUGAGGAGGGUAAAUCCGUCAAGGUUCUGUUUGGAACAGCAGAGUUCUGUGCCCCUGAAAUCAUCAACUAUGAGCCUGUGUCCUUUUCAGCUGACAUGUGGUCACUUGGAGUUGUCAGUUAUGUGGUGUUGAGCGGUUAUUCUCCAUUUGCUGGAGACAAUGACCAUGAGACAUUCCAGUUUAUCAAUAACGUGGACUUUGACUUUGAUGACGAGGUCUGGGAGAACGUGUCUCAGGAUGCCAAAGAUUUCAUCAAGAAACUCCUGUGCAAGGAUAAACAUUCACGUAUGACAAUUGACGAGGCUUUAGAUCACCCAUGGUUGAAUCCACGCAGACGCACAGACACUAAAGAUGAAAAGGAGGGUGGUGCCCGACUGACAGGCAAGCCAUUGUCAAGAGAACAUCACAAAGACUACAGACUUAGAAACAGACAUAAGGAGGAUGACCUUGACAUUCUGCCAAUUGGACGUUUAGCACGUGACAGCGCUAUAUUUAGAAAGGAAGGCGACAGUGGUGUCAUACCUAGAAAUAUUGUCAUGGAACUACCUGACCAUGCUCCAGUUUUGUGUGAAGCCCUGGAAGACAUCCAUGGAUACGAGGGUUCUCGUGUUGAGAUGUCAUGCAAGUUCACUGGCAAACCCGUGCCAAACAUUAUCUGGACAAAGGAUGGAACAGAGCUGGAAGAUUCAGCAAAAUACACGCUGAAAUAUUCAGACAAUGUGGCAUCAUUGUUUAUCAAUUUCCUGGAGCCUGACGAUGCUGGUAGAGUCACGUGUAAGGCUUCCAAUGCAUUUGGAUCUGUUAAAACAAGCGCCGAUCUGACCAUCGAAGGCAUCAGACAUCGUAGAAAACGUCGCGAGGAGGCGGAAGAGGCGCUGAAGAAGAAAAAGUAUCCUAAACACGAGUAUGACACAAGCAUACAGGACUUGAACGUUGCUCCUAAGUUCUUACUACCGCUGGUAGACCAGACAAGAAAGGUCGGAGAGUCUGUCGAGUUCACUGUUACUGUAACUACGAGACCAGAGCCUGAUGUGACCUGGUACUGUAAUGGUGUGAAGGUGGAGGAGGGAAGUAACUACAGGUUUGAGCACACGAAGGGCGUGUACCAUCUGGUGAUCCUCAGUGUAGAGAAGGAACACAGCGGUCAGUGGAGAUGUGUGGCUGUCAACGACUACGGACAGUCAUCUUGUUACUGUGACUUCAAGGUCAUAGAAACUGUUCCUGACAACUACAAGGCUCCCAAGUUUACACGUACACUUGAGGACAUUACUAUACAUGAGGGUACUGAGGCAAGACUUGAGUGCAAGGUUGAGGGACAUCCAGCUUGCAGUAUUGAGUGGUACAAGGAGAGGAGGUUGAUUCACCCUGGCCGCCAUUAUUCCUUCACAUACGAGAAUAACAUCUGUAUGCUGAGAAUACGUGAAGUAUUUGAGACUGAUGAAGGCUACUACAUGUGUAAAGCUGAAAACAAGGCUGGGUCAGCAACUACUGAAGCAAAGGUCAAAGUUCAAGCGGCUGUACCAGAAGAGAAACCUAUUAUCCCAGGAGUUGCCGGACGUGACAUGUCCGCUGCUCCAACAGAGGCCCCAGAUUAUUCAUCCAAGUUUAACAAAGCCCCAGACUUCACAGCCAAGCUGCAGAACCAUUCUGUACUAGAAGGAAGCAAGAUCAGACUCAUGUGCUCCAUUACUGGAGUACCAAAUCCCAAAAUCUCCUGGUACAAAGAUGGCAUGGAGAUCAGGUCUGGAGACCGCUAUCUCAUCACAAACAACUUUGGUCUACUCGGACUUGAGAUUCUGUCUGCCACAAUGACUGAUGUCGGCCGCUACACAUGUAAAGCCGUUAACUCUGUCGGUGAAGCAGAAUGCAGUGCAACUGUCAAAGUUGAAGGCAAGAGAUCACCAUCACCAAAACGUAAGGAGAUAAGUCAGCGACCUUGGUUCAUCAGAAUGCCCCGUGAUGUUACAGUCAAUGAGGGACAAGAUGCAACUUUCACAUGCAAUGUUGGUGGCAAGCCUGAACCAACAGUCAAAUGGCAAAAGGAUCUGUUUGAUAUAACUGACAGUAGACGGUUUGAUAUCAACAUCAGUAGCGAUGGUGAAGUAGAACUGACAAUUAGAAAAGUGACAUCUAGUGAUGAAGGACUGUAUUACUGUCUCGCUCAAAGCAGCGCUGGCCGCAGCAAGUGCUCUGCCGCUCUCAGAGUCAUUGCGAGAACCAAGACUCCACCAAAACCCAGACCUUCAGUCUAUGAAGAAAUUGCAGCUAAAAAAGCCCAAGCAGCCCAGGAAGCCCGCAGAGCUUUACCUGGCGACCUUCCUAAGUUCAAGGUCAAACUUCCAAAGGUCAUUGAACUAGAAGAGGGAGAUAGAUUGAGGCUGGAAGUAAGAGCUGAUGGCACACCAAACCCACUUGUAACAUGGCACAGAGGUUUACGAGACUUGUCUCAUGACAUGCGAUGCAGAAUAUCGUCCUAUCAACACACAGACAUACUCGAAAUACGUGAAGUCAUGGUAACCGAUUCCGGAGAAUAUGUUGCCAGGGCAACUAACACACAUGGCUCAGUGGAUACUGUCUGUAUCGUCAAGGUGAAGAGGAGGAGUCCACGUAGAGAUGAUGAUGAUCUUGCAGCCUUACAGACAGCUGGUGCUGAGGCUGGUGGCCCAGAGGAAGGAUUCGCUCCAUUCUUCAUGAAACCACUACCACCCUCUAUUGAUGUAAUGGAAGGAUUUAACAUACAGAUGGACUGUAUCAUUGAAGGCAGUAUUGAAAUGGUGCAACACAAAAGUUCAAAUAUUCGCGAAAUGCAACGAGAAUUCUCAAGCUGUGGAUUUGAAGGCCGAUAUUUCAAAAUGGAAAAGGCAGAACUGCCCUCUGGUCGCAGAAGUCAGCGGGAAUCUCAGAUGGAGGCUCCAGAAUUUGUUUCCAGACCACAAGAUGUGGAAGUUGAGCUUGGUGAAUCAGCUGAGUUUACUUGUGAAGUUUCCGGAAAACCCAAGCCAGAAGUUUUGUGGUUGAAAAACGGCCGACCAGUCCAGGAAUCAUCAAGUAUCCGACUGACCGCUGACGGUAACAAUUACAGAUUGAGAAUCCGAUCUGUUACAGAGAGUGAUGCCGGCAACUACAUCUGCACAGCAUCCUCUGAUGCUGGCAUGAAAUCCUGUCAAGCAACUCUGAAAAUAAAAGCUGCUACUGAAGCAGAAUCCUCAAAAUUUGUCCUUGAACUUGAAUCAGAGGUCAAAGUCAAAUCAGGCAAAUCUACCAAGGUAACAUGUCAAGUCAGCGGAGAGGUCAAAUCUGUUGAAUGGAAGAAAAACGGACAAAAGAUUGAAGAGUCUGAAAAGGCCAAGAUGAGCCAGGAAGCAGACGGCACUGUAAACCUUGACCUGAUGAACCUCAAACCAGAUGAUUCUGGAGAAUAUACUUGUUCCAUUACCAUGGCAGCCGGAGAUACCUUGACAACCAGUGGGAAAAUCACUGUUAUAGAUUCAAAUGGAGAAAAGAAUGGUGCCCCAGUUUUCACGAAGCCCCUCAAAGAUUUAAAUGUCCAUGAUGGAGAUAGGGUGACCCUCGAAUGUGAAGUAACUGGGACACCACGUCCCCAGAUCUCUUGGUUCAAAGGCAACAAAGAAGUGUUAGAUUCACAGGAUUUCCAGAUCACAUCCAUUGGCAAUAGGUGCUGUCUCGAAUUUCUAGACAUUUUCCCUGAAGAUGAGGGCAGAUAUUUCUGCAAGGCCAGUAACUCUGCAGGGGAGGCAACUACAUCUUGCGUUCUCAUGGUAGAUGAUGAUCUGUCAUUCACACUUGAUUCAUCCAUCGGUUCCUCGUACUCUUCUCUCUAUCCCGUUCCUCGGGGUGGAAGUAGAAGCAGGAGUAUUGAUGAAGGAUCAGGAUCUGUGGAAUUUCGUGUUGAUCCAAACACAAAGAAGUUGGUCAGUUCUGCCCUCAGUGCCCAAGAGAAAGAAAAAGCACCCGAGUUUGUCUCUAAGCCCAAACGCCAGUUUGUCAACGAGGGAGAGACAGCAAAGUUCAAAGCCCAAAUUGAAGGUUCAUCUGUUAUCACCUGGAGCAAAAAUGGAACAACCCUUACAAAUGGUGAUAAAUACAAGAUAUACACAGAAAAAGAUGUACAUAUCCUGGAACUACCAAAGGUUACACAAGAUGACCAAGGAUCUUAUGUUUGCAAAAUUGAGAACUCUGCAGGAUCUGCAACUGCUACUGCAGAACUGGAAGUUUUUGUGCGACCGAAAUCCCAGACUGGUAAAUCGUCAAUGUUUGUUUCUCCGACGGUUGACAUUCCACUAGAAGAUACUGAGUUUGCUGACAAAGAGAAAAAUGCCACACUUGUUUGCAAGUUUCACAAUGCUAUUGAUGGAACAGCCAAGUGGUAUAAAGAUGGUCGUGAAUUGAACAAUUGGCAAGCAAAGGCGACAUUUGAUGGACGUACAGCUAAACUCGUUCUCAGAGAAGCUUCAAAACGUAACUGCGGAGUUUACGAGUGUAUUGUGAAAAAUACUGGUGGAGAAGCAAAAACAAAAGCACUUGUAUCAUUGCUAGAUCCCAGUGUGAAACCUUCACCUCCAAAAUUUACUCUGGCUCUGAAUGACCAAGCCAUAGAGGCUGGGGAGAAGCUUGUGCUGGAGACUGAGGUCACAGGCACACCCCGACCUUCCCUGAAGUGGUACAAGGACAACAAGGAACUUGGGUCCUCACAAGACAUCCGUAUGGAAUUUAAGGAGGGCAAAGGUCGACUCAUCAUGGAUAGCCAAGACCUUGCUGAAGGGUCAAAGUUCACCUGUGUGGCUAAAAAUAUCGCAGGAGAAGACCAGACUAUGGCUUCUGUCAAUAUAUCAGGCUCAGCAGAUGCUAGAGAACCCCCGAUUUUUACAAAAGAAUUACAGGACAUGGAAGUCUCGGACGGCGAUAGGGUCGAAAUGAGCGUUGAGGUCAAAGGUACCCCACCCAUAGAUAUAGUCUGGGUUCAUAAUAACCGUGAAAUCCCACCCACAGAUCCGGUAUGCCGCAUGAUAACCAAAGGAAACACGCACAUGCUUGUUAUACCGGAAGUAUUUCCGGAAGAUGCCGGAGAGUAUGUGUGUGAGGCAUAUAAUGAUUAUGGAGAUACUGACACUUUCUGUCGACUUAAUGUGCAUGAAGAAAAAGACGUUAUCCAGAACAUAUCCCAGAAAGCACCAGAAUUUAUUGUUUCUCCACAAAACGUCCACGUUGAUGAAGGAGCGAAUACAACGCUAAGUUGUCAGGUCAGCGGCAACCCACCCCCUUCUGUUCAGUGGUCUAGAGGUCGACAGAUACUGAAACACGGAACAAAAUAUAAGAUCAGUAGUAUAGGAGAGGAGCAUUUUCUUGACAUUUCAUCAGCAAACCUGGAAGAUAUUGGCCAGUACACGUGUACAUUGUGCAACCCCUCAGGAACUACUAGCGCCAUCUGUCAGGUGUCUGUAGGGGAUAUUACAUUACAGUCUACACCUUACAACCAGAGGUCUCACCACAAAAUUAGAUCUCAAAGAGACCAUUCUUUGAAACAUAAUGGGACUGGAUCUGAAAGUUCUGACAUUUCAUCACUAGAUAGUGAAUAUUUCCAACCUCAAUUUGCUGUGAAAACAAACAGUGAACCAGUCCAUUGUACACAAAUAAAUUUUAAAACUAAUGGUGAACAGUUCCAUGGUGCACAGUCAAAUUAUGAAAUAAACAAUGAACCAUUCCAUGGCACUCAUUCUGCUCUAAAAAGAAACAGUGAACCGUUCCAAGUUAAAGAGUCAGUUAAUGAAGUUGUUGUCAAAAGACAAGUUAGUGCACCACUGAAUAGAAAUCCAGUGGAAAUUAGUAUUGUAAAUCCCAGUUCCAGUACCAGUUGUUUACAAAAACGGCCAGUAGAAAAAGACUUGAAUAGUGCCAGUAAAUUUAUACAGUCUGUGAAUAUUAAACAAGCCAGUGGUACCCAGUCCAGCUUGUUAGCUCCAAAAAGUCAAGAAAAAUUAAGAGAACCAAUUAUUGAAAAGAAAGGGGGAGUAAAUCAAGUCGACUUCCGUGGAGUUUUGAAACAGAAACAUUCAAGUAAGGAUUCUGGUGUUGGAGACUUAAACGGACAUUCAAAAAAGUAUGUGAAUGCAACAGAUAAAAAGGAAUACGAAUCUAAUGAUUCUCACAAAGGUUUGUCUCAUAAACGGCAAGUUUUUGAAGAAGAUAUAAGCAAACCUGCACCUUCUAGUGCAAAAACUCAUGAAAGUCAUAAAGGUUCAAAGAUAAAUCAAGCCUUGAAAAAAUUUGAGGAAAAUUCAUCAGUGGCACAAUCAGAUUUUAGAAACGUGCUUAAACCAAGACAAGAACAUGCUGAUAAAAGAGUGACUGAUAGAAACUACAAGUCAGAUAAACCUGCUGAUCACACACUGUCACAACUAGAUUUUAGAAAUGUUCUAAAGAAGAAAAAUGAAACUGUAUCUGCAUCUGUUAUCAGUGAACCUAAAAAUAUAAAAGCAGAUACAAGAACUGACCAGUUAAGUGAUAGCAGCUUUGAAAAAAAGAGCAUUCAAAAACAAAGAGCGGAAUUAGUGGUAAAUGUGAGAAGUAAAAGCAUAGAUAAAGGUGUUAUUACACCUAAACAGAAAAAGGAAUUUGAAAUUCCAUCACCUAAACAGAAAGAAGAAUUUGAUAUAGUUUCUAAAACUCGGGUAGAAAUACCAGUUAAAAGUGACUUUAAAAGUUCUGAUAGAACGGAAUUGGAAUUACCAGUAGUGAAACCAAAAAGUGUAAAAUCAGAACCACAGCUUGUAGAAUUUAGAAGUGUUCUAACAAGACCUGAAAGACAAAACUCUAAGGAAUCUGCUGUGGAUAUUAUAAAACCAGUUGCAAGAAGACUGUCACAGUCAAAACAAUUAGUAAUGGAUAUAAAACCAGAAAUAAAGGAAAAUUUGGAGAACCAGUCAGUUGAAUAUGGAAGCGAAGUAGUUUUGGAAUGUCUGGUCACUGGAACACCAAAACCAGACUUAAGCUGGUCCAUGAAUGAUAAAGAAAUCAAGCAAUCCAAGUUUUUCCGCAUGUCCUACAGUGAUGAUAGAGCAAAGUUGGUGAUUGCCGAGGCUUUCUCGGAGGAUGAGGGAGAAUAUACAUGUACUGCUCAAAAUACGGCAGGAACUGCAAAAACAUCGUGUAGUGUUACUGUUGAAGACAGGCCAGCUACACCAGAAAAUACAGCCGAUACAAUAGAAGAACCAUUUUCUCCAACAGCUACCCCGCCCAAAAUCUACAACAUCAGUCCUGCCGAAUUCUGUAUAUUGCGGGGAGGUACGAUCGAGUUCAAAGCAUCUUACGCAUCAGUGCCACCAGGCACUGUGACCUGGUCUCGAGGAAAACAAGAACUUCAAGCAGAUAAGAGAAUGAAAAUAGAGACCAGUGAUUGUUUUAGUACAUUGACAAUUGUUGACAUCCAGCCCGAGGACAGUGGCAGAUUUGACAUCAAAGUUGAAAACAGACUCGGAGCUGACGUAGCCUUUGCCUCUCUCACUGUAGAAGAUGUACCAGAUGCACCAGUCGGCCAACCAUGGGUCAGUGAAGUUGGUUUAUACGCGGCCACUUUAUCAUGGUAUGGACCAGCUUACGACGGCGGGUGUCCGAUCACAAAUUAUCGUGUUGAAAUGUGUGACGCUGAAGAACAGGAGUGGACACUUGUGACAUCAAAAUGUGUGAGCACCACAUGCAGGAUAGAGAAACUACAGGCCCAUACACCAUAUUUCUUCAGAGUAUUUGCUGAGAAUAAACAUGGCCUCAGCAAACCUUGUAUGACCCCAGACGUCACGGUAACCAGUGACAGACGACCUUCUGCUCUACUGAGGUUACCAAGUACAGAAUCAGAUGAUGUAUUUACGCACGAGAAUUCCGAGUUGUUAACACCAAUGUCUGAGUAUGGUAUUGUCUCACCAUUAUCACCAGAAAAGGCAGGCAAGCUUCAGACAGAUGAGGUGUCAUUUGAACAUAGAGAAGUGACAGUUUUAGCGGGCCGUGUGUUUGAGAACUUUUACAACUGCUUACAGGAAGUUGGGAAGGGAAAAUUUGGCAGUGUUUAUAAAUGUGAAGAGAAAUCUACAGGAAAAAUUUGGGCAGCAAAAGUUAUAAAAUGUCGGGAGAGUGAGAAGAAGAAGUUAUAUCUAGAAGUUGAGAUAAUGAACAAACUGAAGCAUACAAAGAUCCUCCAGAUGUGGGACGUGUUUGACGCUCCAAGGAAAAUGAUUCUAGUCAUGGAAUAUAUUGGAGGUGGAGAAUUGUUUGAGCGUGUUAUUGACGACGACUUUGAGCUAACAGAGAGAGACUGUAUUCAGUUUAUGCGACAAAUCUGUGACGCAGUCCACUACAUGCACGGUCGAAAUAUACUCCAUCUUGAUCUUAAACCAGAAAACAUCUUGUGUAUCAAAAAUGAAAGCAACAAAAUUAAAAUCAUAGACUUCGGUUUAGCCAGGUACUAUAACAAGGGUGAAAGUGUGAGGGUGUUAUUUGGAACACCAGAAUUUAUCGCCCCUGAGGUAGUGAACUAUGAUGAGAUAGGAUUUACAACUGAUAUGUGGAGUAUAGGAGUCAUCUGCUAUGUUCUGUUGACAGGAUUGUCUCCCUUUAUGGGUGACUCGGAUGCUGAAACUCUCUCGAAUGUUACACAGGGAGAAUUUGAUUUUGAUGAGGAGGAAUUUGAUAGUGUCUCACAUGAUGGGAAAGAUUUUAUUGAAAAAUUACUGGUCAAAAAGAAAAAACUAAGAAUGACUAGUCUUCAAGCUCUGGAACAUCCUUGGCUCGCAAACGAUGCUGCCCGUAUGAAAAAUCAUCGAAUAAAUACAAAGAACCUGAAAAAAUUCAUGGCCCGCAGAAAGUGGCAGAAAACUGGCAAUGCUAUCCGUGCUUUGGGCCGUAUGAGGAAUUCACUUCAGAAAUUAAUGAAGCCAGGUACCAGUCCGGGCUCAGCAGGUGGUGAUAGUUUGUCGUCUGCUUCUGGUGCGGGGUCAUCUAGUUCAAGUAGUAGUUUAUCAUCCAUGGGCUCACAAAAUACUAUCUCUGAUGUCAUAAAUGCUUCCACUCCAUUAAAGGUCACUGCUGAAGAAGACAUUGUAAUGACCAAUGAAAAUGGUGGAAAAUUUGAAUCAACCAAUCAAAAUCAAGGACAUAAAACCAGUCAAAAUAAUGACAAGCGGAAUAUAGACACUGAAAUUAAGGAAAGAAAAUCCAACUUAAAUGGAAAAAGUGUUGAUAUCAACUUAAAUUUGACUAGUGGAAAUAAAUCUGCCUUUGUUAAGUCAAACGGUAACAAUACAGGAAAUGUGGAAAAUACAUUGAGUCCUGUAAAUGUGUGCAACGAUUGCAAAAGUAUUGCAUCAUCCAAUCAAAAUGGAGGAGAAGAUUCAAGAACUAAACAUCUUCCGGUAUUCAAAAAGGAAAUGGUAGACUCUAAAGCUUUUCCGGGAGAUGUUGUCAGAUUUGAUGUGGAAUUUACCGCAGACAAAAACACCAAAGUUUCUUGGUAUUUUGAAGAUGAACUUUUAACAAAAGAUGAACAUCAUUGUAUUCAACAAUCAGAUAGCGGAACAUGUUCUUUAAUUAUAAAAGAUGUCUGCGAAGACGAUGACGGUGAAUAUAUGUGUAAAAUCGUUAACAGUUCCGGAGAAGAAUCAUGCUCGGCGGAACUUAUUGUUUAUGGUGCAUUGUGAAAGUUUACCAUCUUGAUUAUAUUCUAUGUGCCAUGUUACAAGUUAAAUCUUAUUUCGAAUUCGUUAAUUUGAUCCUACAGGUCAAAUUAACUCGAGUUCAUGAAUUCAUUUCUCAAACAUCUAAUACAACUCUCUGAAAUAUCUCAAAAUUCAGAAGAGUUUGUCACUUACGACCAUUCAUAUGAAACAAAAAAUCAUGAGAGCGCAGUUGAGAUAUACAUAAUACAUGAUAUUUGGUACUUCUGUUGUACCAAUGAUAGGUGUUUUUAGAUCCAGACUUGAACCAAUCAGGGUUUUGGAUCCACCUGAGCAUUUGUAUUCAACCAAACUUCAGUCCAGUUUACACUGUUGACUGAUACAUUAUAUCCAAUCAAAAUCAGUCCAGUUUUUUUAAAACUGUUGACUGUUACAUUUCAACCAAUCAAAAUUCAGUCCAGUCUUUACUGUUGACUGACACAUGACAACCAAUCAAAAUGCGACAAACACGACUUGUGACCUUAUUACCUUAGCUCAAUGCCUCUUAGAUAUUAGUCAUUAAUAUUAAUCAAAUAUGACAGCAACAUUGAAGUUUCUUAUACUUUGAACACAACUUUUUUUUAGUAUAAUACCAAAAUAGAUAUUGGUUAUUGAAUUUUAAAUGUGUAUGUUAUCAGAUAUUGUAUCUCAAAUUAGUAACAAGAUAAAUAUUAAAGAGAUUUUAAGAGAUGAAAACUUUGGAAUUCAAAGACUUUGAUGUUUGUUAUCAUAUUCAAGUUUUCGUACAGUGUAUGUCUUAAACAAAAUUAUAUUUCUCUCUGGAAUGCUUGCAAAAUCCCUAAUUCUCUUGGAUUCUUAUAUGACCUUACAUGUAUUUGUAUCAUAGAAAUACCUGCAAUAGCCAACCCAAGCUACAAAUAUAUGUACGCUCAUAGGAGUCCAUUUUUCGUACAAUUUCGACCCUCGGAUAACCCUGAUGAGCAUUUCACAGACAAAUGAAUUCAGCUGAUAGAAAUGUGCAAUUUUUUUUUGUUAUUUCUUUGUAUGUAGAUAAUCCUUUUUCUUUCUUAUUGUUAAUUGUUAUUUACUUAUAACUUUUGUAAAGUGUAGUUGUAGAUAUCUUCAGAAACUUCUUACAAGAUUUUUUUGACAUUUUUUAAAAUACCUGUUGUAGUAUUGUGUAUAUAACGUAACUAAGUUAUUUAUAACUGUUAAUCUUUUAUUUCAAAGUUAAGAACACAGCAUUGUAUUUAUAUAACAAAAUGACAACAUUUUGUGAUAAAACUAUUAAGUAUUAUUUGUGAUAGUAUAUUUACUAAUAUAUGUAAUAUUUGUAGAUAAUAAACAUUUAAUAUGAUGUUAAUCAUGAAACAGCUGCAUACACUGUACAUUAACUUCUACCCAAUAAAAGUAGAUAAAAUUAUAA